This is a messenger RNA of Spirodela intermedia, 49336 nucleotides long. Lineage: Eukaryota; Viridiplantae; Streptophyta; Magnoliopsida; Alismatales; Araceae. The record is from the annotation of a GenBank genome assembly.
AUGGCCUCCUCAUCCAUCUCUGUACCCGCCGCAGGUAAUGGUUGAUGAAUUAUCGUCCUGUUUUGCCGGAAACACUUACUUUCUUCUCUCCUUCAUGUUUUCGUUUUCGCAUCCCAGAAGCUGUGCAGGCUCUGGUGGCCUCUCUCGCCGAUGAGUCGCUGACGGUCAGGGAUGCGGCCAUUGCGGCUCUAGAGGAGAUAGCUCCACUGUAAUUGUCACUCCCGUACCAUUUGCAGUUCCAUGUCUCCCUCGCAUUUGCGUUCUGUCGUUGUAUCAGCUAUGUUCCCCUUGCUACAGGAAUCCUAUUCUGGUCCUAAAUUACUGCUCUGCUGGUUCGCGAGGAGGUCGCCGGGUACAUAUUAUCGUAUCGAGACUUUCUUCUAGUAUCAAGCUUAUAUGAUCGUUGAAUUAUUUUGGCUAUACUUUAUUUUUAUUUCCUUGUAAAUUAUUUUUUCGUCUGGCCUCUGGUGUGCAUUUAUAUGGUACAGCGAUUUGGAAACAUGGCCGGUCUCUUUACUGUUAUGGCAUGCGCUGUUAGAGCUAUGGACACGAAGGAUGCAGACGAGAUCUUCAUGAUGAGUCUUGCCAAGAUUGCAACUUCUGAGAUAAUCACUUCCAAGGUCUGUUUGAUUCUAUGUUCCCUCGUGUUUCAUUUCCAGCUUCCACUUCAGUCUUAUGUAGAGUCGCAGUGCAAUGAAUAGAAGAUCCCGGGAUUGACUCAUCGGAAUAGUUAUCUAUUUGUUUCGAAGUAGGGUCAUUAUUCUUGUUUCAUCGGAAAAUAAUACACUGAGUCGCUUUGGGGUAUUCAAAAUAUCGUGCUUAUAUUGUGAAAAUAUACUACUCCAGCUUGACAGCUCAAUCAGUAUAUCCUAGGUUUGGUUGGCAAAAGUGAAUUUUCUGCGGAUGCCAGUCAGUGAGUACUUGAAAGUCCAAAGGUUCGGCAGAUACUUGGUGUAUUCAGUUUAUACACCAGCUGAUGUUCAUAAAAAAUGGCAGUGUUAACACCUCACCACGGAAACGUCAGCAUUUUCAUCAUCAAGUAUUUUGUUGCAUGAUCAGGCAUGUAAUCCAGGAGAUAUAUAAACCUUAAAACCAAUGUGACUUUUUCUAUGUAUAAGUUUAGGCACAAUCGUGUAAAGCAGAUAGUAGUUGAUCUGCAGCCGAACAUAACCUGCUUGGUUUUCUAAUUGGAUACUAGCCAAUUUAGUAGGGAAUGUAAGGCCCAUGUGCUGGAUAAUGUAAUUAUUUUACAUAUCGAUAAAUGUAGUUAAAUAAGUGCACAUGCACAAGAAUGCCAAGGCACAAGGAAGAGAUAAACAAAUUUGAUUUCUCCAAAUUGAUGAAUGACAGUGGGCAAUGCUACUUUUUGUAAUGAUGAAUUAUUCACUCUUCCAUCUGGAGAGUCGUGGAUCUAUAAAGUAACAUACACUAUAUUGGUGUACGUUCUUUGUUCUUGUACAGGGAAUUCUUUUUAGAAAAAUAAUUCUUCAUAUAUAUAUAUAUAUACAUAACGAUAUUUUUAUUUAUCACAACGUGGUACCAUCCACUCCAUUUCUCCCAAAAAAAUUGACAAAGAAAGCAAUACAUUCCGCCCGAGUUUUUUCUUAAGAGUUUACAAAGAGUUGUGGAAGUAUCCUAUAAAUGCUUUUGCUAGUUUCCUUGUAUAGUGAAGGGCAGUGAUUUAAAUGGUAGUCCUUUUCCUUGAAUAAUUCCUUUUCAGUAAUUCUCAAACCAGACAUCAUACUGUCGUCUAAUGAGACUUCUCAUUGUAAACCAGACCUUCCAUUUCCUCCAGAAUUUUCUUUUAUCUUUGGAUCCUUAAGGCAUUCCUUAACCAAAAUCGUGAGCAUAAAAAAUCUCGAAAUAUUGUAUCGUACAAUCUAAUUUGGAAUCGGGAAAGAAAAUAAACAAGCACAUUUUUGGAAGAGGAAGUUUCCUACCAGUCGAGUUUCUUAUUCAAUGUGUGAUAAGAACAAAAGGUGGCGGUGGAAAUUUUUUGUAACGAGGAAGGGGCUGAUUUUAUUAUUUUGGUGAGGUUGGGUCACUGAUAUGGUCAGCACCACCUUGAUGUAAAAAAAAAAAUGAUGCAUAUAUGGUUUUGAAAAAGCCUACUCUUCUACCACUUCAAUCGAUGGCUAAGCUACCUUGAAUCGAUGAAUGAAUGAAUGUUUCAAUCAUGGUCUCCUUCCCCCAUUUGCGUUGUAUGCUAUAACAGCAAAUGCUUUUUUGCGGAUGCAUAGUUCUUUGAACACAUUUUUGAAGAGGAUUUAUGGGCUCCGCAGAUCUUUGAACGAUUUAUCCUUUUUUAAAAUCUUUUCUUUGUUGUCUUGGAAUUUGAUUAUAAUUCAAUGUCUCCGUAAUUAUUGAAAUGCGGAGUGUAUAGUUUUGAUUGAUCAAAAAAUGUGAAAUAAGUUUAAGAUUUCUCCACCUUAUUAGACUGCCAUAUUGUGAAAAGGUAGAUGAGGAAGAACAAUAUUCAGUAGAACUUUGAGCAAACUUCGAGUGUCACCUAUAGUCUUCUUGAAUAUUAAAGAUGAUUAUGUGUUCAUAGUACUAUUGCUGGGAACAGACAGAGAUCAUUUACAGCAUACUGCUGGUUGAUUCCUUUUUGACAUCACAUUAGAGCCAGUGGACAGCUCUAACUAUUUAGCCAUGAACAAGAUCUAUGAUUUACUCAGUUUUGAGAGAGCUAUUGAGGGUGUUAGCGAUGGUUUUUCAAGAGAUUUGUACAUCUAUAGUUCGUGAUAUCAUACUCACGUUUCUGCCAGCAUUUUAUGCAGCCCUCAAAUUUCGUCUUUGUUUUUUUAUAAAUAUUCAUCUAUGAUGGCAUUGUGAUCUGUUUGAAUGCUCAUGAGGGAGGGCAGUACCAAUAGAAAAUUUGAUCAUUCCUGUUGUUGUACAUCUUUGUCAGAGAUUGGCAAGAAGAAACUUUCUGUCAUUCGCCUAGCACAGGGUAAAUCAAUCGAAUAGCCAGCAGAACCAUUGCAAGCAAUAGUUCUGCCUGUACUGUGAUUUGGAUUGCUUUCAAAUGAAAAAGAGCACAAGUUUUCUCCGUUUUCAUGAGGAUUUUUCUUUAGCGGGAGAAAACAUUUGCCUAUAAGGUCUCCUCUUUUUCUCAAGGGUGAAAACUUCUCUCUUGAAACUUUGGCUGUUAGUAAACAUGUUGCUCAAUAAACUGUCAGUUGUACACAAGACAAGCGGGAUAAGCGGAUGGUAUUCUUGUGCCGCCUGCCACUUGCCAUCAUACUGAGUGCACAACUUGAGCGGUUUCAUCUCUGCUAAUGUACCCCAUUACUUGACCUGUAAAAUCUGUUUUCUCACCGGGCCAUGCUCAAUGAGAUUGCUCUCAUUGGUUUUCAAUUGGGCAUUCUGGAAACAUCGCUGGUCAAUUCAGAAAACUGUUUGUCCAUUUCUCUGCUUGUUAGCUCCUGCGGUGUUCCUCAGAUUAAAAUAAUUGAAAAGCAAAUGGAGGUGCAUGGGAAUUGAGUGUUAUCCUAAAGGAUGGUAAGUUGAUUUAAAUUUGGUCGGAGUUUGUAAUUCCAAAUGAAGAAUUUCCGUAAAUAACACUAUGGAGCUUCAUUUGUGCUCAAUAAGGGAAUUCUUUUUGAUGGAGGCGAUUUUUAUUAACUAUAAAUGACUUACAGAAUGUGGACAGAUCUUUGAGGAUUUUCUUGCAAUAUUUGUUGAACAAUUUUGUUUCUAGUCUCAUGCUUGACUUCAAGGUAUCCUGCAGUGACUGGAUGUUUGAUUAAUGCUGGUUGUAUCAUUUGCAUUUCCUUCUGUAUUUCCAGUCCUGGUAACUCUUGUCAAGUCUGAUGUGUGAUGUAUAUUGGGUCAUGUUGUAUUUUAUCUUCAAUAAAAGUGGUAGCCUGUCCUUUCCUCUACCGUCAAAAUUAAAAAAAUUACUGGUAGACAAAGAGCACAACUAUUAGUUCUGUGGCCUCUCAAUGCUCUAUCCCUAAAACGGAACCCCAAGAAAGAAGGAAACAGAAAACAAGAGUCCGAUGAUGCUGUGUAUUGUGAUAAUACGUUAGUGUUUUUUGUAUUGUGUUCCUUGUUUUUGUUGGGUACAACUGAGACUGAUGCUAUGUGUUUUUCUAUGUUUUGUUCUUUUCGGUGUAGGAGCUUAAUGCCGACUGGCAAAGAUCUGCAGCCAGUUUACUUGUUUCAAUUGGUUCGCAUGCGCCUGACCUGGUAAGAUAAUAUGGCUGUAUAAAUUUUAUUGGAAAUAAUCUUGUUCAAGUUGCACCAAUCAUACGACAAGAGUUUUGCAUCAGUCUCUGUCUGUCAACAAUAUAAUCAUAUCCUCUACCUUGGCUUCACUGAAGCAAGUCUUGUUGCCCUUUUUUGGCUAGACUUCUAUCAGCCAUACAUUCACUCCCUUUCUUUUAACAUAUGUUUUUACAGAAUUUAUUUGACCGUUUUCGUUCUAUUUUUUUUGAAUUUGAAGAUGAUGGAGGAAAUUUUUCGCCAUUUCACUGGUCCUAGUUCGGCCCUACCAGCAAUGGUUCAAAUCCUUGCAGAUUUUGCCUCAUCUGAAGGUGACCAUCUUAUUUCAUACUAUUUUUCCUCUGAAUUCCUAUUUGUAAUAUAAUUAUGAAUGGCUAAUCAAUCUUUUUUCUCAUAACAUUUGAAGCUUUGCAGUUCACUCCCCGUCUAAAGGAUGUCCUAUCACGAGUAUUACCAAUUCUCGGUAACAUACGUGAUAACCAGAGGCCAAUCUUUGCAAAUGGUAUAUCACUAUGGUGGUUAUUUUAUUUCUGGGUAACAUAGGCUUGAACUUGACCCUUGUUUUUGUUUUCGUAGCAUUCAAAUGUUGGUGUCAAGCUGCACAGCAGUAUGGUGGGGAUUUCCCUUCUGAUUGGCUGCAUGAUAGUGUUGUUAUGUAAGUUACCGUCCUGAUAUGAAUAUAAAUAUAAGUUAACAUCAUAUCCCCUGUACCAAAAAUACCCAUCACAGUGGUCAAGUUUAAAUUUCUUCUACACGGCAUAAUCCCAUGGAAAUACCUUACUCUGUUACAGGUCAUUUUUGAAUUCUGUUUUUGAACUUCUGUUAAAGGUGUGGGCCAGCUCUCGUGAUCUAAAGGUAUUACUAUCUAUAGUUGGGAUUAUUCGGUAGAAAAUUUAAGCCUAUAUUAUUUAUUGUUUAUGUCUGAAGCCUUUUCAAACUCUUUUUUGUCUUUGCACUGUAUUGGUUUUGAUUACCAAUUUUUUAAACUGGCCUACGCGCAAUGCUUCGAAUAAUUGAUCAGUAUCUCAAUAAAUUAAUUUUAUAUGUUAGGUAUUAUAAUCGUAUAUUGAAAUUUCUUUAACAUAUUCGACCCGAUUUAAUGGUAUUUUGCAUGUUGGUUGCAACUUGCGAUCUUUAAAUUAGUUAGGCACCUGAACAACUAGACAAAUUGGAUCCAGUUAGUCAGCUCAUUUUAGUCUCUGCUUUUCCUGUUGGUGGUCCAUCAAGCAGCUGAUCUUCUUGACAUAGGCCUCUAACCUGAAGGUAUGGUGGCCUGGAGAGGAGGUCAUUGGUCUCAAAACCUCUCUCCCCUACCACAGCCCCGACUUAAGGAUUCACACCCCUGUUGAUAGUUAUGCAGGAAAGAAGUGAGACAAGGGGAGGAGGCACGUCUUCAUGAUGAUUUGCUCACCAUUAGUGUUGUCACAUUGCAUAGGUCAGAGGAGAAGGAGAAGUUGGGGGGAGAUGACCUUAUCCGAGCACUACCGUUUCCCCUUAGAUAGGCGUGUGAGGCUUUGAUUAGUGGCUCGAUACUGUUAGAGGUGAUGGACCAUGGGAGCUGCAUGACUUUUGAACCACCUAUCCAUGCCAUUCUGGUGCAGCGAUGCUUGAUGUAGUUGGCCACGUUAUCCCUGCUGUCCAAUGAGCCUGCACGUUAGUCAUCUGUUGGAGAGCUUCUGUAAGUUGGUCCUUGAGUCGUCAGUAGUCAAGUGAUCUGGUCUUGCCAUUCUCAAAUGAUGCUGCCGCAGUGUUGGUCCAUAGGUCAACCCCAUGGAUAUGCCUACUUAUUCCAAUGCAUUUAGUUCUGCUUUUUCUACUAGAACCUGAUUUUUGGGAUAGGGAAAAUGGUCUGAUAAACUUGUACUAACAGAUCCUUGCACUCUGAUAUUGGGUUGCUUAUAGACUGUUUUUCUGGAUUGGCCAAGUAAAAAAAUUGGCUCGAACCUGCUGAAAACGGAGAAAAACCUCUGUCAUUGAGGACAAAGGGGAGAAUGGCGGAAAACCACCUCAAGAUUUAUUCACCUCUAACAUCUAUUAUAUAGGGAGGAACCCUAGACAAUUUUUGCAAAACACCCUCAGUCUUUUACAGUAUUUUCUUACGACCUAGAACUUCCAACAGAACCCUUGAUGAAUCUUUCACUACAUUUAUAUUCUCAACAGGAAUAUUACGCCCUUUUAUUUUCAUUCUGUAAUUUUAUUUUGUGAACUUGUCUUCUCGCCAUAGACUCUUAUGGUUCUCAAUGGUUAAAUUAUUUUGAUUCAAUUAUUAGACCUAUGAGACCAGAUAAUCCAGAUCAUGAGCCCACUUAUGUUCAUACAUGCUUCUAUCUUUUGGACCUUAUUGAAGCAUAUUGCAUGACAAUAACUUUCUUGUGUGAGGUCUCCUCACCAUUUAUACACUUGAAUUAGGGUUGUUACCUCUAUUGGGUUAGUUUUUUGGAUGGCCUAAGAGAUCGGAAAAUGCAUCUUAUUCUCAUAUUUUUCUGCUUAAGGAGCAUCUUUAUUGGGUCAAAGUAGUCAAAAAAUUAUGAUUAAAACUCGAGUAUCAUGUCAUUAUUUCCUCUCUAAUACCCCUGAUUUUUAUGUACGUUUCUAUUAUAUUCAGUGAAAAAUAAUUCAGUUUCCUGUUUAUGCUCUUCUAUUUCAUACAUCAUAAAUGGUCUGUCUUGUUAUAUUUCUGCUGUUAUAAUUUAUUUCAUUAAAAUAUAACAGGUAAGGCUAUCAGCUGUGGAUGCUUUGGGACAAAUGGUUGGUCUCAUUACUCGUUCCCAACUUAAGGCUGCUCUGCCUAGGCUUGUCCAAACUAUCUUGGAUCUGUAAGAAGAGACAUGGACGUUUUAUAUUUGAUCGGGACUUCACUUAGCUACUCUUUGUUGAUGUCUUCACUAAGUAUCCGACUGAGACUUGUUUCUUUUGUAUUUAAAUCUGUAUAGUUACAGGAGAGACCAAGAAAUUGCCUUUCUUGCGACAUGUAGCCUGCAUAAGAUUCUCAAGGCCUCCUUGUUGACCGAGAGUGGACCUCCUUUACUUGACUUUGAGGUAAUGAAGUUUCUAUGCUUAAUUUUUUUGAGUUUUUAGUGUUCAGUUAUAUAGAUUUGAUCCUUUAAUAGAGGCUGGGGUUUUUUGUCUAAUUUUUUAUGCGAGAAAUGUCUUUCUGUGGACAUUUUAUUAUCUAGACUUGUCAAUUUGUAAUCAACCACUUUGUUUUGUAUCCGAUGUGCCUUCUGUUUUGUUGAUGGUGGUAGGACAUUUUUAAAAGAUACAGGAGAAAAUAUAAGAAUAGUACCAAUUCUCCUUCUUUCCGUCCUUGGAUCCCGAAAAGGAGAAAUAUUUCCUUUUUUAUGUUUAUGUUCAAUUUAUGGAUAAAUUUGUGUGAAGAAAGGUUGUAAGUGCCUCCGUCGUUUCCAAAUAUCUAAGGGAACAUAGAUGUUUUGAUGACUUCAUAUUUAGAAGUUAGUGCAUUUGGAGAAGUUGGCAACUUUUAUUUAUUGAUUUGCAUCAUAACUUAUGUUAACAUAGAUUUGAUGUCAUUAGUGCUAACUAAUUGUCCUUAUUUGGAAACAUGAAUCUUCUGGUUGCUGACAUAUCUUACAAAUAUAUUGAAGUUCGAAGUCACUUUAAUCUCUCAUCUUAAUGAUGUCUCAUAUACUCUACAGGAACUCAUAAAGAUCCUAUGCACACUUGUUCCCCUGGCAUGCAUUAACGACUCCAAGGAAAAGCAUUCUGAUUUCUCUGUGAAACUCAAGGUAUUGCUGUCAUGAAAUUGCAAUCAGCUUUUGUUGUUUAGCAUAUCCAUAAAUAUUUUCAUACAAUAUUUUCCAGUUAACGUUGAAGGACAGAAUCAGGCAUUUCCAAGUACCCCUACCGGGUUUCACACAAAUAUCAUUGUAGGCUGUAAAUAGUUCUGAUAAACACUAUCAACUAGUCAGUGUUUAAGUGAACCUUAGAAUUACUCUUUUCUUGUGAUUCUCGAGUUAUCACAUUGGAUAGUGCCAGUGAUACUAUUCUUUGAUUGGUUCAGGCGUUCACUUUGGACUGUAUGUCUUCAAAAUUGUUGAUAUAAAAUGUGUAUGCACGAUGAUGUACUCUGAAAUGUUAUACUGAUGAUAUGACACAUCGCCUGACUGGAUGUUCAUUUUAGGGACAGAUGAUAUGAAAAAAUAAUCUCCUCGGUUUUCCCCAUCAUUUAGAGUAAGCUUUCUGGUUUUCUAUUUGUUGAGAUAUUCCUGAUUCCCAUAAUGGUGUUUAAAGUUUUUCAUGGAUUACUAAAUGUAGAAUAGUAUAGUCCUCUAUUCAAUGUGCUGGUAGAUCCCGAGGCAACCUUGGAGAGGAAGAAGAAUUUUUAUUCAAUGAAAAACAAGAAUCCGUUUUGCAGGAGGGAGAUGGUCUAGUAUUUAUACUAGACCUUUGAGAGUUCUAGACAUAGAUGCAAACACUUAGGGGCAUAUCUACCAACAUGAAAAAUAAAGGGGUCUAUUUGUUAAAUCCUCUUGACAACACUUCCCCUGAAGCUAGUGAAUGAAUAUCAUCCAUUCCUAGCUUGGGAAGAAUCUCUUGUAGCUAUGUGCCUGAGACGCCUUUGGUGACCAUAACUGCUAACUGAUUUUUGGUUGAAAUGUAUGGUAUACAAAUCACAUUUGUCUCAAGCUUUUCUUUGAUUAAAUGCUGAUCAAUCUCCACAUGUUUGGUACGAUCAUGUUGUAUUGGAUUAUGUACCACAUUGAUUACUGACUUAUUAUCACGAUAAAUCUUCAUAGGGCCUGAUAGAGGAAUAUGUAGUCAUCAAAUAAAUUUCUCACUCAUAGCCGUUCACAGACCCCUUGAGCAAAUGCUCUGAGUUCUACUUUAGCACUUGAAUGGGCUACCACGUUCUGUUUUUUACUUCUCCAAGUAACAAGAUUACCAUCAAUAAAUGUGAGAUGACCAGAAGUUGAUUUCUGGUCAAUCAUUGACCCAACAUAAUCAACAUCUAUAAACAUUUCGAUAUUUACCUCCUCACUGUGUUUAAAUAGGACUCCUUUGCCGGGUGUGCCCUUUAAGUAAUAGCACUCUAUAUGCUGCAUAUAAAUGGGUCUCUUUCGACUGAUGUGUACAUUGACUCAAGAUACUCACUCCAUAUGAGAUGUCUAGUCGACUAUGUGUUAAAUAGAGUAAAUGACCAAUAAGCCUUUGAUACAUCUCACGAUCAACUAUAACUUCUCCCUCCAUACAAAAUUUGUGAUUCAGAUCAAUCGGUGUAGUAGCUGGUUUACUUGUAGAUUUUCCAUAGAGAGACUUUUUAAAUUUACAAACAAUAUUAGAAGAGAGAUUACCCUCAUAACCUGGUGGUAGUGUCAUAUACACCUCUUCCAUAAGAUCACCAUGCAACAAUACAUUUUUAACGUCAUAUUGUUGAAUAUCCCAACUGAAAAUCACAACUAGAGACAAUAAAAAAUAGACAGUAUCCAUUUUUGCCACCGACCUGUGUGCAACCUUUAGACUUGUGUCUUGACAAUAAAAAAUAGUCUCUUGAUAAUCAAUGCUGUAGACUUGUGUAACCUUUAGCAACUAAUUUGGCUUUUUACUGCUCAAUUGAACCAUCAUAAUUGUAUUUCAUGGUAUACACCAACUUACAAUCACCCGUUUUCUUAUUCAAUGGUAAUGCUACUAAAUCCUGAGUUUCAUUUUUCUUAAGAGCCCUCAUUUCGUCGUCCAUGGCUUGCUUCCACUUCAAAUUGGAUAGAGCUUCAGAGAUAUUCUAGUACAUUGUCUGAUGGGUUUUCGCAAGGCAAUUGGAAGCGAGUCACACUGCAGGUUUGGCUGAUCAUUAGCGAUGGAGAAGUAGAUGUUUGGACAUUUUCUAAGGCCUCAUUAGAAUCUUAGUCAUUUUGUGAAUCAUGAAUGUCACCUCUCCUAGAGUAUAUUUUGCCAAACCUCAAAUUUUCAGGAAGUGGAUCUGGGGUAGAAUGAGAUAUUUCAGGAGUUGAAAUAUGAAUGAAUAGUAGACUUGCAGAUGAUGAGAGGAUUCAUGUAGAACAAUAUGAUUGGAGACAAUAUAGGUUGUUCAUCAGAUGACGACUUGUUGAAGUAAGGUACUGAUUCAUGAAAUGUUGCUUCCAUAGAAGUAAAAAAAAAUUCUAGAUGGAGGGUGGUAACAUUUAUACCCUUUUUGAUUAAUAGCAUAACCAAGAAAUAUACAUUUAAGUGAUGUUGGUGCGAGUUUUCCUUUAUUCUGAGUGUGAUCGUAAACAAAAGAAACACACCCAAAUAUUCUUGGUUUUAUUUUAGUGUUAAUUUGGUGGUGCGAGAAAAAAUGGGCUAAGGAAUCUAUAGGACUGUGGAAGUCUAAGAUUCGAGAAGGCAUUCGGUUAAUGAGGUAUGUGGCUGUGAGGCUACCCUCUCCCCAAAAAAUAUUUGGCGCAUGAUGUUGAAAUAGGAUAGAUCUAGCUACCUCUAAAAAUAUGCCUAUUUUUCCUUUCGGCUAGACCAUUUUGCUGCGGAGUAUACACACAAGAAGAUUCGUAUAUAAUUUCCUUUGCUUUGAAGAACUUUGACUAAAAUAUUCUUUAGCAUUGUCGGAUCUAAAUUUUUUGAUACUUGUACCAAAUUGAUUUUUAUCAUGGUACAAAAGAAUUUAAUAACAUCACACACAUCAGACUUUUGUUUUAGAAGAAAUACCCACAUGCAUUUUGUGCAAUUAUCAAUGAAAGUAAAAAACCAUUUAUUACCAUGAAUAUCGUUGAUGGGACAUGGUCCCCAAAUGUCAUUAUGAAUUCGGAAGAAAAAAAAUUCACUCCUUUCUCCUUGAGAGUGAAAUGACACGUGUGUGUUUAGAAAAUUCACACACAUUAAGUUUGAGAGUGCUGAAAGACACUCUUUGAAACAAAGAAGGAAAAACAAUCUUUAAGGUACUAACGAGGGAUGACCCAUCCUUUGAUGAAGUAGACAAAUCUUAUUGACAGCUUUUAGAGGUUUUAUGGAUUGAUCCGUUUUCAUGAUAUACGUUUGGCUCAGUCCUUCUAGAAGAUAUAGUCCAUCACGUUCUUUAGCAACUCCAAUCCUCUGAUGAUGUUCCUUAUCAAAUAUUACACAAAUAUCUUCGUCAAAGAAGGCAUGGUAAAAGGAAUCUCUCACAAGUUUCUUAACAGAAAUAAGGUUUGUAAAUAAUUUAGGAAUAUGAAGAACAUUAGGAAGAAUGCCAAGGGGUUCAAGUCGAAGGUCUUCUAUACCUGCAACAGUUAGAAAAUAUCCAUCUGCAGUUGUGACUUUUCUAUCACUAAGACAAGUGUUGUAAUUGGUGAAAUAGUGAGAAGAAUUAGUCAUGUGGUCCGUUUCCUGUGAGUCCACUACCCAGGAGUUAGAAAUAUCUCUAGAAGAAGCUUUAAUUUCGAAAGAGUGAUGACGCUUACCCUGCGAGACUGGUGAGUGUUAUGUCACCGUCGACUUCAAUUGUUCCAAUUCAGCUUGAAGUCAUUCUAUAUCAUUUAUAUGAAAUGGUUGGGUUGAUUUUGUUUGAAAUCUAACAGCUGAUUAAUAGGUAAAUUUGCUGUAAAAUAUACUUGGCUACCAUAUUUUUCAUUAUUGAAAUAUGGUGAUUUGGCAUGUAACUUGUAGCAUAUAUCUCGUGUGAUGUAUUUUUCUGCAAUACGUACACCAUAGGUUGUCUCUAAAGUCAGUUUUCUAGUUCCUCUCUUGACCAUGUUGAGAUGGUUUCGCCUGAUCAGCAGUCUUUUUCAUAGUUUCACCUUGUUUAACCACAAAUGCAGAAUUAUUAGUUUUUGGAACUGACAUCAUCGAUUUCUGGCGACUUUCUUCAUUUAAGAUAAUCAAAAUAGCUUCAUCUAAAUCAGUUUUCUUCUCACAGUCCAAUAUCUAUUGUCUAACCUGAUCAAACACAGAAUUAAGUCCAUCCAAGAAUUUAAACACUCUCCAUCUAUCUAUAAAAUUUCGUAAUGCAACAAUUCCAACAGAUUUUUCAGUAUCAAGACUAAGAUAAUAGUCAAGUUCCUACCAUAAAUUCUUUAGCUCUCCUGCAUACUCACUCCAUCACUGAUUUACUCCCGUACAUUGUGGACAUUAAUUUUGUCUUAAGUCCAUAUAUAUGACCCUCAUUAUUUUUCUGUGAGAAUUUGGUAUGAACCAUCUCCCAUAAGUCCUCGACCGUGGCUAAGAAGAAAAAAUCAUGGCUAAUUUGGGGAAUCAUUGUUCCCCACAGCCAAGUUUUAAUUAGGGCGUCCUCUUCUCUCCAUCUUCAAAAUUCUGAUGACAUUGAGUCUGAUUUCCCCUCUAUCAAGUGGUGUACCAUGCCUUUUUCAGUCAAUACUUCACAAAUAUAUUCUGACCAUUGAAUCAUAUUAUAUCUGGUUAGCUUGAACUCUUAAGGGAUUGCAGGAAGUUCUAGUAAUAUUCUUGUGCCUCCAAGAACAAGAUUAACCUCUCUCGUUGAAGUAGAAUCUCUUCUAGAAGAUGAAGCAACAUCUCCUAUAUUUUAAGGAAAUAACAAUUGACUUCACGGAAAACUGAUUUUGUGAACAAGUCUCAAACAUAUAUAUUCAAAGAACAAUACAAAGACCGUAAUAGUAGAAUCAAUAAGUGUGGAAACGAAUUACAGUGAUCGCACCUGGAUUCGCUCUUUGGAGACAUUACAGAGAUGAUGCGUCCCUUGCCAUACGGGCAUGAUACCAACAGAUCCAACAGAAGUGGAACGUCCCUUUUAGAUGAACACAUAACGUCAAGGGAGGGAUUUGAGAUCCUAAUCUUGCUCUGAUACCAUGUAGAAUGGUAUGGUCCUCUAUUUGGUGUGCCACCAGAUCCUGAAGCACCCUUGGAGAGGAGGAAGAAUUUUUAUUCAAUGAGAAGCAAGAAUCCGUUUUACAAGAGGGAUGGGGUCCAGUAUCUAUGCCAGACCUUCGAGAGUUUUAGACAUAGAUGCAAACACUGAAGGGCAUAUCUACCAACUUGAAAAAUACAAGGUUUAUUUGUUAAGUUCUCUUGACAACACGAAAAAGAAGACUCUCUUUCCCAUUAAUUUUCUCCAUCUUUAUCACCAAUCUGAUGAUUGUGAAGGAUUCUUGAGAGCUUUGCACUGUAUAAGUCAGCCAUACCUUUUUUUGCUUUCACUGGUUGUUAUAGUUGCAUGGGCAGAAAAUGUAGGAGGUUUUGUAUCAUUGUCAAGUGGGUUUUAAAAAAUGGUACUGUUGCAUAGCGCAAUUUAGUGUGUCAAAGAGGGAAGAAUUCCAUAAAAGUUAGACAUUUGUUGUCCUUUCUUAAACUUUGCAAAAGAUUCCAACUGAAGAAGGGAAGAUUCUCCAGCUCUGUCUGAAAUGUCCAAAAGACAGGUUUUCUUUUGUCCUCCUUAGAUUCCUGAAGUUGUAAAAGAGUUGGCGCUGUGCAGGUUUGAACCAUUAUAUGAGUAACAAGAGGAUUCAAAAGAUGGAUGAAUUUGGUUUCCUGUUCUGUUAUUAUUUGGCAUAUGAGCAGACCAAAAAUAUCAUUGACUCUGUCGAUUUCCUAAUAGCUCAUACGGUUCUGUUACAGAGGAUAAUGCUUUUGAUUUGUAUCGUCUCUAAUUCCUUUUGACAUUUCUGGGAAUAAUAUGUGAAUCCUAUCUUUGAUACCAAUUUUGGACUGGUCUGACUUGUUAGUGAGCUAAAUAAUGUGCAGAAUAAAAAAUAACUAAUUUAUAAAAAUAGCAGAGAACCUUUUCUCAUAGAAAAUGAUUAGCAAGUCAGAGAUGUUCAGUGUAUAUAAGUAGUAUGAUUGAGACGAAUACUGGAUUUGCAGUUCUGUUUAAAAUGCUUGAAUUGUUUUUAUUUUAAAUACAUGGGAAGAUUAUCGGCCUUAGUCAACAAAGUGGAUAAAGAUCUGGGAACCUUUUUUUAUCGGCCUUAGUCAACAAGCAUUCUUUAAAAUUGGCCUCACUUUGGAUAAAGAUUUCUUUUGGGAAGGGAAGUUAAGUAGGCAUCUCUUUUUACACCAUGAAAGUUUGGGGCGACCUUUUUUUCCAACUUCUUUUCACAAAGUGCCAGUUUACCUACUUGACCAAAGGACCAUAGUAUGAGCGCCUGCUUGUACAUACGAACUACACUUCUUGGUCCUCCAGCAACAACCGUCUCAAGUGUUUCCUCAUGCUUCUAUUGCAUGAGUGGACCAGGGAGAAUGAUGCAGGUAAUCUGUGUUCGCCUGUCACUGCCUAGAAUUUGGAUUGGUUUCCAGGAUGGCCCUACUGUCAGAAUUUAAACUUUAUAUUCCACUAUUGCCAUUAAACUUUAAUUUGAAUCUGCUUGCCUGGGUGCACCAGGGAUGGAUAUUUGGUUAGAAGUAAAGAGAGGUCUUUUGAGAAAUGGCCUUUCUUCUGCUCGAGUGAUUGUAUUUGCGUUGGACACUUAGACGACGUAAUCCCAUAUUCAUAAACAUCCAUGUAUAUAUUACUUGUGACUUUGCCUGGUCAUAACUCACGUAUCAAUUGCUCACCUUCUAGAUCUACCAUAUCUGGAUAGAUUGGUUCUACAUUAGGCUAAAUGUGUGACACGCUAUCAGUCCAAUACCGUGCAGGAAUAGCUAGGGGUCUUAGGCGCAAAUCUAUGAAAGUAUAACUCCAAGGAAAUAUCUGGGACUUCUUAGGGUUAAUUUGGUUUUGGAUAUAUGUUUCACAUAACUAUGUUCUUAUACUCGUGGCAUGUCUUCCAUGUUUACUUUUGGAGCUGUUAUUCGGUAAUUCUAAUCAUUUCUUUUGUUCUGUUAUAUAUUUUGCAGACUUAUAAUGAAGUUCAAUGUUGUUUUCUUGUCAUUGGUUCUGUGUAUCCUGAAGACCUUUUUCUAUUUCUUCUGGAUGUAAGUGUGAUUCUUAGAGGUAUUAUGUAUAUAUUAUUCCAUCAAAUUUUGCUUGUACUUUACUUCAAUUUGUGUUUGAUUAAAUUUUUGAUGAAAUAAGCUUUCUUAUAUUCUAGGCAUGAGAAAAAAGACCUCAUUUAUGUUGGUAAACAUUUGGUGCCUCUACACCUGCCAUUCAAUAUUUAGUUAGGGUUCGGGCAUGAACUCUCUGAGGUUAAUGUCACAUUCAGCUGUGGAACUUGCUCAAAUAUUUUGAAUUUUUUUUAGAUAACCAAUGAACUUAAACCAUAUUUUAUUACAGAGUUUUGGAGUUUUGUUCAACAAAGUUGCCAAAUAUGUUACGUUUGAAAAGCUAUCAAAUAUAUUAUUUUGGAAUCAAAUGGCCUUCAUCUCAUAAAAUUAUCAAAUAGGAUUUAUUCUGUCGAGUUCAAAGUGAACUUCAUGUUAGGAACUAUCUAGCGUUUUCGAUAUAUAUCUAGAUUUGUACAUUAACCAAUAGGAAAUGAUUUUUUAUAUCUGUGAAGUCGUUUUUAUGAUAUUUAUCAGUGUUCCUUUGAGAGAAGGAUGCAAUGAAUGUUGACUUUGCUUAGUAGGGAUGACCAAAAUUUAAAUAUACCUGAAUAGUCCAAUCAUAAUUGAACUUUAAACAUUCUCAUAAGAAAAAAAUAUAUCUCAUAUGUACUACAGAGACAAAAUAUAAUAAAUUAGAAAGAAACAAUCGAAUUCCAAUGCAAGACUAGAAAGAUUUUUCAUUUAGUUUAUAAAUGGUCUACCUAAAAAAAGCUUUUGGAACAAGUAGACAAUGGAGAAAAAACUUGACAUGAAUGGAUUCUUUGCCAGACUUAGUUAGCUGUUCCUUAUGAUGAUAGUUCUUUGACUAUGCAUAAACAUCUGUGGUGAUGUCUAUUUAUUUCUUUUCCUUUAUCUUUAUUUGGGAACUGUUCUUAGUGAAAGGAGGAAAUGGUACUGAACACUAAAAGUAUGGGAAAAGUUUUAAUGGAAGCUUAUUUUCAGUCACCAUUUAAAAUGGCACCACUUUCCUUUUCAUCUCGUUUUCUAAGUGAUAAUGAUUCUUAUUGUUUAUGAACCAGAAAUGCCAGCAGAAAGAUGAAGCUUUGAUAGUGGGAGCUCUUUGUGUCCUAAAGCAUCUUCUCCCCAGGUUCUCCUUUUUCUUUGUUUUUGUUGACUUCUUCUAAUUUCUCAGCAGAGUUUUUGUGUUCUCUCUCAUCGUAGUGAUCGUUUUUUCCAUUUUCCCAUCUUUUGCUGUAUAGAAGACUGGUAUUUACAUUUUGAUGCACUUGGCUCUACGUUAUGAAAUCAUCUGUCCGUUUGCAGGUUGGCUGAGGCCUGGCAUAUCAAAAGAACAUUGCUUGUUGACACUGCAAAAUCUUUGCUGGGUGAGCAUAGCCUUGGUGUUCAGAAAGCACUUGCGGAGGUACCAAUUAUAUUGUCUGUCUCCCUCAUGCUCUCUCCACUGUUCCCCCAUGAUUUUCUUUUCGAAUUAAUCUAUUAUAUAGGAGGGAAAAUGAAUGAUUUCUUUGGAAAUUACCAAGAUCGUUACUGUACAGUUAAACUAAUUUACAAAUCAUUGAUGUCUAGAACUAAUAUGAGAUCAUGCUAAGGGCUCAAUACACACCCAAAUAAGAGUCCUGUAAAUCAGAUUAUGCACUUUCUCCGCUUAUUCUUACCAACCUUUUGUCUAAACCUUCCAAGUGGAUAAUCCUUCAACGACAGCCGUUCUGUAUUUAGGUCAUGUAAUUCUACAAUGUGAAUAUUGCUGGCUCUAAUUUUUUGGCAUGUUAUCAAUUCAUAAUGAUAUUAUUAUGAAUAUUGCGGAAUAACUUUGAGUUAUCAGCUGUUGGUCAAGGGAACCGUCCAGAGAAACAAAGUUUCAUGAAAAGAGUUGAUUUUAAUCCUACAAUUCUUGCAAAAUUUUCCCGCAGAGCCCUUGUCAAAAGUCACAUCGCGUCUAGCGAGGCUUUUCUGAAAGUUCCAUACGUAAGGUUCCAUAUCCCCAGAUCUCCUGAAUGAAUUAUAGUAUGCUCUUUUUGAGGAUACUGGCUAGGAAAAAUUAGCUGUCAUUCAUAAUCUAGGGCAAAGUUCUUGUCCUUUUGUGUGCUUUUUGUUUAACUCAUCCAAAUGGAUAUCAGUCUGAAAUCGGUCAUUCUCACAAUGCUGCUAUUAGUCCAUUAUUGUCUUCUUUCCUUCUUUGGAAAUCUCUUUCAGGUAUCUUUGCUUACAUAAUUUCAAUAGCAGUGGGAUGGACAUGUCUUUACGCUGACACUCAUAUUUCCUGGCAGCUGAUUGUUGUUAUGGCCUCGCAUUGUUACCUGGGUGGUCAAUCGGGAGAAUUGUUUAUUGAAUUCCUGGUUCGACAUUGUGCAAUAUCAGAUGAGGAAGUGAAAAAUUUUCAAGCAUCCAAUAAAGAACUCCAGAAAAGUAACUCUUUUCUGCACUUUCAGUACAAGAAACUCGAGGUUCUUGAUAAUAUUGCUGCAAGACUACAUCCUUGUCAUGUUUUCGGAUCUGCAACAUUGUUUUUCAUAUUAUUGAUGCUAUUCAGGUAAAGUUGGGACCCAUUUCUCCGGCAGAAUUGAGAGACAUAUGUGAAAAGGGCCUACUCUUGAUUGCAAUCACUAUUCCUGAGAUGGAGGUAAACAUUUUGGUCUCGUACUGGAAAACAGUUAAGGAUAUUGAUUUCAUAAAUUUUCCUUGUUAUCUGUGAAAUGAUUCAGAAUAUGUACUGAAUCUUGUUUUUACACCAUUUCACUGGGAUUCAAAAUUUUGCAGCAUGUGCUUUGGCCUUUCUUGUUGAAGUUGAUCAUUCCGAGAAAAUACACUGGUGCAGUUGCUGUGGUAGAGGAUCCUCAGCAAUUUUAUCUGCAUAUUCUAUUCUCGUUUUAUGGCUAUCAUAUAUGUUAUCUCUUAUUCUCAUUUUUUUAGGUCUGCAAAUGCAUAUCAGAAUUGUGCCGUCGUAGAUCAUCACAAACCAAUUCAACGCUCACAGAUUUAAGUGCUCAUACAGAUAUGCCCAGCUCCGUGGUAAGUUUAUUUCCUUUUUUAUUUGUCUACCUGUGUAAUCCGAAUCAUAAAUUGUUUCUUUAUUGAUGGACAAACAUCAAGAGCAGGAUCUAUUUGCACGGUUGGUGGUUCUUUUGCACAAUCCUCUUGCUAGGGAGCAGUUGCCAUCCCAGAUCUUGACGGUUUGUGCUUCUGUUCGAUUUUUGAUUUUCUAUCUUUUAGUAAAUGCUUACCUUACUUUCCUUGUCUUAAAAAGAUUAUUUUGAUUUGACAACUAUAUAAAAGACAUGCUUGUAUCUCGUCACCCAUAGAUUAUGCAUUUAUUUUCUCGGCAACCAUCUCGUGACAAAAUUUCAUGUGUACUUUCUUUCUGCAUUUCUUCACUCUAUUCACUGUGUGAAGAAUGCUUGUAUUAAAUGGUCAUAGGCUUCUAUGUUAUGAGUUCAUGAAGGUUUUGAGUCAAAUGUUAAUGAAACUUUAGAUAUAUGUGAGGACUUCUGUCACUGGAAGCUUGUUUGGUGUAUGUUUCUUGAAACCUGAGUGGAUUUUUUUGGAAAUGGUCGUAAGUUACUAUGAGUUGUUUGCAUGACCAAUUCCUUAAUCGCUUCUUUUUUGGAGCAUUUUAAAGGAAAUCAGUCCUUUUCCAUUUGUCUAUAUCGAUUGUGAUUUGUAUCCAUGGAUCCUGAACCCAACAACCGGAUCCUUAGUUGUCUUUUUUACCUUGUCUGCUAUACUCGUGCAUGGUUACAACAGACGAAGUAUUUUGGCCAUUUGAAUCUCUGAGGAAAUAAAGUCCCCAUAUCUUGUGUGGUGUUUGUGUGUGACAAACAUACUCUCUAGAAUUGCAUCCCCCAAUGUAGGGUUUCCAUGCAUCUCCCUUUGUUCCUGUCUCUUCCUACUCAUCCUUGUCCUCUCUGUCCCUUUUGAGUGUGAGAAAGUGAUAAGAACCCAUAUCAAAGAACUACGAAUAAUUCAUGUUAGAUGAAAGAAACAAUCUCUAGAUGGAGGGUCGCAUACAGCCCUAGAACCCAGAAUAGAUGGAGUGUCGCAUACAAUCCUCCAACCCUUUCUCGUAGAUGCAUGAGAUACUAACUCCGAUUUCUCCUCCCCCUCUCCUUCCUGAUCCGCCCCUCUUUAUAUCCUCUCCUUUCCCUCUCUUAUUUAGGCAGUUUGUCUCCUGCCAUAAUCCCUCUUGCCAUAACCGCUCUUUGCCAUAACUGCUUCUUGUCAUAUUGUUCCUUGCCGUAAUUGUGCCUUCCCUCAAUGGUGCUAACCGUUAUUGACUUAUUGGGCUUUGGGCCUUCUUCCUUCUAGCAUAUGUGCGUGGAGCCUUAUCAAUACUCCCUCCCAUGAGCUUCACCUUAUCCUCAAGGUGGAAGUUUGGAAAUUGUUGGUGGAGGGAUGAAGUUAGUUCCCACGUAGCUUCAAAAUUAGGGAGAUCAGCCCAUUUGACCAAGACUUCUUGUCAAAAGAGGAAUUCCGAAUGGCUAGGAGAUCUUGGGGGGUCACAUUCCAUUCCAAAGCAUCAAUUAGUAUGUCUAGAAUGGGUUGACAGUAAAUAGAAUUCCCUAGUGCAUUGCAAAGUUGAGAAAUGUGAAAAAUUGGGUGAAUAGUUAUGGAGUUGAGAAGUUCCAGUUUGUAUGCCACUUGGCCAAUGCACUCUUGGAUAAGGUAAGGGCGGGAAAAUCUCGGACUCAAUUUUUCAUUAGCUUUCUUGGCUAUUUCAUACAAUAAGGUCGGAGCCUGAUAUCAACCAAAUCUCUCACUUGAAACUCUGUCUCUUCGAUGUUUGUCAGCUUAUGCUUUCAUCUUGUACUGUGUGGCCAAGAGAUGUUCCUUGAGAAGUUGAAGUGUAUCAUCCCUUUCUUUUAGAUAAGUGUCGACUACAUCAAUUAGUGACAUAGGAGAUCCAUAACGUGUAAGUGUGGGAGGGUCCCGUCCAUACACUGCUUUAAAAGGGGUCAUCUUGAUGGUAGAAUGAUGAGAAGUGUUGUAACUAAGUUCCGCCCAAUGUAACCAGUCACUCCAUAACUUAGGUUUAUCAUAAGUAAAGCAUCCGAGAUAAUUCUCUAAGCUUCGGUUCACCAUCUCUGUUUGCCCAUCUGUUUGUGAGUGAUAAGAAGAACUCAUUUUCAAUUCUGUGCCUUGAAGUUUGUUGAGUGCUUUCCUAAAAGCACUGGUAAAUACAGUCCCUCUGUCAGUCACAAUAGAUCUUGGAAUGCCACGCAGCUUGAUGACUUUCUUUGCAAAGAUUUGAGUAAUGUCUUUGGCUGUGAAUGAAUGUCUGAGGGGUAUAAAGUGACCAAAUUUGCUGUCUGUCCACUAUAACGAGAAUGGAGUCAUAGCCUUUAGAUUUAGGUUGGUCCUGUGUGAAAUCCAUGGAGAGGACUUCCCAUAUCAUAUUCGGAAUAGGCAGAGGCUGCAAAAGUCCUAUUGGUGACAAGGUUGAAACCUUAUUCAAUUGGUAGAUAGUGCAUUCAUUAAUAUGUUGUUUGAUCCUUUUCUUCAAGCCAGCCCAAUAUACAUGCUGGGCAAUUCGUCAGUAGGUUUUUAAAAGCCAACAUGACCCCCCAAUGGGCUGUCAUGAAAUUCACGUAGUAAUGUGGAGAGAAGAGUAGAUGUGAGGGGUAACACCCACCUGUCUUUGUAGAGAAGUGAUCUUUGUUGAAUUGAGUAAUGUGGGAAAGAAGUUGAGCCUUCUAUGAGUGUGUCUUUGUAAAGCACCAGUUCUUUGUUGAUUGUGGUUACAUCCACUCCUUGUGCAGUGCACAUGGGUGCCACCACUACCUUGCUCAAUUGUGGUGCUCUAGAUAGUGCAUCUGCAGUUUCAUUCUUCUUGCCUUCCUUGUAUUGUAUCUGAAAAUUAAAUCCCAUUAGUUUAGUGAUCCAUUUGUGAUAUUCUGAGUGAAUCUCCUUUUGGCCGAAUAGGAAUUUCAAACUAUAUUGGUUUGUCCGAAUGAUGAAAGGGUGGAGCAUGAGAUAAUGCCUUCAUUUCUUUACUGCCAUCACAAUGGCAAUGAGUUCUCUCUCAUAGGUGGAAGGUGGACUUUAGACGAGACUGUUCCUUGAAACCAUGGCUGAAAUAAGUUACUGGUCGUCCUUCCUGCAUCAAUAUUGCACCUAUGCUAUGCCCUGAAGCAUCUGUUUCAACUACGAAUUUCUGAGAGAAAUUAGGCAGGGCCAAAACUAGUGUGAAAAUCAUCGCCACCUUUAGUUUAUGGAAAGCUUCUUGAGCAUCAGAGUCCCAAUGAAAAUAAUUUUUCUUGAGCAAUCCAGUCAGAGGCUAUGAUAAAGUAGUAUAACAUUUGACAAAUCGGCGAUAAUAGCCAGUUAGUCUUAAGAACCUUGUAAUGCUUUCAAAUUCUUAAGAGUAGGCCAGUCCCAUAUUGCUGAAUUUUUUUCUUGAUAUGUAGAUACUCCUGCAGAAAUCCAAUGGCCGAGGUAUUCAAAUUGAGAUUACUUGAAUUUACAUUUUUUUUCAUUGACAUAAAGGCUAUUAGCUGCAAGAAUUAAGGAAGACAUUAUCCAAAUGUUCAUCAUGUUCAUCAUGUUUUUUUCUUUAUGACAGUUGGUGUAAUUCUACUGCACAUAUGUGGCUUCUUUUUAAUUCACGUUCUACUACUUUGAAAGAUAUUGUUGUUUUGUUUAAACUUGCAUCCCCACGAAUGGUGUAGAUCGUGUUGUUGAGCAUAAAUUUCAUGAUAUUAAUUGCCCACAAUGUGAAUGUAUCCACCCGUGUUUUAAGCCACUGCAUUCCUAGUAUGACAUCUGUGCUACUCAAAUCCAAGGGAAGAAAAUCUUGAAUAAUGAAGAGAUCUUGGAUUUUGAGUGGAAUGUUAUGGCAUAUUCUAUGACCUUGCACAGUAUGCUCAUUGCCCAUCACAAUACCAUAGUUGUGGAAUUCGCUGACAGGUAAAGAUAGCUCUUCCUACAGCUUACUGCAUAUGAAAUUGUGGGUAGCACCAAUAUCUAUAAAAAUAGUUACCUGUUGAUUAUGCAUGAUGCCUUUUACCUUCAUAGUCUUAUGCUGCUGAGUCAAUCUCAUGAUAGAGUUUAAUGAGACAUAGGUUGUGAAUAGAGUACCUUCCUCUUGUGAGCAAUGCUCUAGUGGAGCCCAAUCUUCCUCUUGGAAGUCUUCUUGGGACUUCUCCUCCUCUUGAACAAUGAGUAUAUUAAGGGCCCGCCUGCAUUUGUGGCCUGGUCCAAACCUGUCAUUAGAAUAGGAACAUAAUCCUUUGUUCCGUCUUCCUUAUAGUUUAGUUUCUGUCAAUUAUAUCUGUCUUCUAUUUUCCUUGUUAUUGCUCAUAUUUCGUGGAGAAUAUGUGGACAUCCCAUCCUUAUUUGAGGCACUAGCUGUGGUCACUUGGGUUUUCUCCGAAUUAGAUUGCUCAUUUCUGAAAUUAGAUAUCAGAUGAAGCCUUUGUUGGUGCGAAGUAUAAGCAGCUAUGACAUGUUUGGGUGGUCGUGGUUGUUCCUUCUUCCAUGCUUGCCAUAGAGUACGAAUAUGAGCUUCAGCCUGUAUUGAAGUAUCCAUAAUUUCACAUGACCCAAUAGGCCUGGACAUAGAUAAUUCUGAUUGGAUCUCAGGCUUGAGUCCUUUUAGAUAUUUAUGCUCCAGUUUUUCUAUUGGUAUGUUCAGAAGAUAGAUUGAGAGUCAUUCAAACUCUGCCCUACAUUCCAAUAUGGAACUCUCUUGUUUUAGGUUCAAAAGUUUAUGAUACGUGUUGUUAGCUAUUGAUGAACUAAAUCGACCACAAAGUUGGAUUUUAAAGUCAUACCAGUCACGGAAUGAAAAACGAUCUUCCAUCCAUAGAUACCAAUCCAGGGCAUCACCCUCCAUGCUCAGCAUUAUUGUUUCUAAACAAUCGUGUUCUGGUGUUUGGUUAAUACGAAAAUACCUCUCAGCCCGUCGUAACCAUUCAUCUGGACUAUCGUUAGUGAAAUUUGGAAGGUCAGUCCGGCUGUUGGGCUUGUAAUUGCCCUCCCUCUGCUCCGGAUUUUGAAGUGGGUGUUGUUCUGGUUGUCUCUGAGACCGCUCCAGUGGAGGUUCAUGUGGUUCGCGUGUCAUCAAGGUUGCUAGUUGUUGAGUGAGUUGUUGUAACAUUUCUUUUGUACCCCUAUUGUCUUCCUUAAGAGCUUCGAGAUCAGCUUCCAAAGAUUCCAUCCUUGUUUGGCUCAGAUACCAGUGAUAAGAACCUAGAUCAAAGAACUACGAAUAAUUCGUAUUAGAUGAAAGAAACAAUCUCUAGAGUAGAAAUACCAAAGAUAAAACAUAGUAAAAGAACCCAGAACAGAUAAAGGGUCACAUACAACCCUAGAACCCAGAAUAGAUGGAGGGUUGCAUACAACCCUCCAACCCUUUCUCGUAGAUGCAUGAGAUACUAACACUGAUUUCUCCUCCCCCUCUCCUUCCUGAUUCGUUCUUCUUUAUAUCCUCUCCUUUCCCUCUCUUAUUUAGGCAGUUUGUCUCCUGUCAUAAUCACUCUUGUCAUAACCGCUCUUUGCCAUAACUGCUCCUUGUCAUAUUGUUCCUUGCCAUAACUGUGCCUUCCCUCAACAAUGCUAACCGUUAUUGACUUAUUAGGCUUUGGGCCUUCUUCCUUCUAGCAUAUGUGCAUGGAGCCUUAUCAAAAAGCAACCAAAUCAACACUAUAUGCUUUUGAUGGCUCCAGUUGUCAAGAAAUUAUUUUUGUGUGGUUCUUUUUGGACAGUUCUUUUAGGAGAGAACCAAAACACUAUUCUAUCCAUUUAUCAUAUGCCCCAACUCUUGCUUGCAUUGUAAAGUUAGUUUUAUGUACAAUAUAUUUGACUGGACGAAAUUCUCCAUUUCUCAUAGGUAUGUUAUAUGGUCCUCUUUUACUUCUGUUCAUCUUUGUUUAGUCUUUAUCCAGGUUCAAUAAACUUCUAAAAGAUAAGUAUGCAAUGUUGAUUAAUGUGUGUGUGUGUGUGUAUGAGAGAGAAAGAGAGAGAGAGAGAGAACUUUGUUCGUGGAUUAUCUGAAGAUAGAAAGGCAGCAUUAUCUCUGCUCUUUUUUACUGGGGUUGGAGACUGUUACUUGUGCCAAGCGUAAUAUCACAAGCAGAGAAACCAUAAUCUCGAACAGAAGGGUGGCAAAAUAGUACACGCCUUACUUGAUUAACAUUUGGGUCUGUUAUUUAUACCCGGCUCAUAGUACAGGGGUUGAACCGGACCGGUCUAAUCCGGUUUGACAUUGAAGUAAUAAAGAAAUAUUAAAAUAAAGGAAGAAAAACAACAGCAACUUUUUCUGACAACUAGGAUGUCGAUUUGCAUGUGCUAAAAUUCCUAGAGAUUCUAAUGAAAUUUCUUUGGAUUCUUCUUGGACGUGCUAGUCGUCCCAAUAUCAAAAAGUAUUUUCUAAUAUAAUAACUGUCAGAAAGAGUUAUUAGAUGCCUGUCUAUUUUUUGUCAUUGAACAUUGUCACUUUAGACAACAAGCGGGGCUUCUGUUCCAUAGGAGCUCCGGCGAUUUUUGAAGUUGAUUGUUGCCUUGCUUAAUUUUUUCCAGUUUAUUUAGAUUAUGAACAUCAGAUGCCAUACCUUGAUUUUCUGAAGCAAGGUUUGUUGCUGACUUAAUUUUUAUCGUUGUGGUAACUAUAUUAUUUCUUAAAACGGAUUUUGGAAGUGUUUCUACUUCUUUCUUAAUUAAACUGUUAUUUUUCUGCAGGUUUUGUGUCUCCUAGGACCACUCUUCCCUAAGAACAUGAGCUUGUUUUGGCAAGAUGAGGUAGUAGAAUAGUACAAUAUGCUUCAUUAGAAUGUUUUUCAGCAGACAGAUACAAAUUAGAUUCAAGCUGUUAUGCCCACAUCGUGUUGUUUUCUGAUAAUUACUCUUCUGUGGUACGCUCAUCAUUUUAGUUCAAAAAGUAGGAUUGUGCAUGUUUCGUUUGGUAGCGUAGUAAAUGAUCACUGCCAUAUCUACUGGUGACCGGUGUGUACCUGUAAAAAUGAGUACUGUCACCCUUGAACCAGGAAAAUUCACUUGACAUGAGUUAAUAUAUGAUUUGAAUUUGGUAUCGUUAUAUGCUCUCUUAAUCUAUAAUGCUAUAACUAUUACGAUAAUUUUAUUUUACGGUUUUACAAUUAUGCCAAAUGCAUUUGCGUACAUAACUAUGGUUUUUUUGCGAUUUUAUGGAAUUGUUCAGAAUUAAUUAACUUUAGAGUAGGAUAUUGACUUAAUGGUAGUCACCAUCAUUAUCUAUCAAGUCCCAACUAACUGCGAUUGAGGAAUGGAUCCAAUCCCGUAGUUGCAUUAUAGAAUAUACCAUUUUUAUAUUCCACACGCAUGAAUUUACAUCCUUAUUUCUUGUUUCCAUCAAUUUCGUUUCAUUAUCGUAAUUUCCUUUAAAAGCCUUCUAGAAUUGACGAUCAUAGCUUAGUAGAUGCAUUUCCUUUUGUAGUCUAAUCAUAUUUCUUGUAUUCCCACAAUUUCUUUGACAAAUCUAUUUGCCUUCCUUUGUCUUCUCAUGUCCUUUUUGACAAGAUGAGAGAGGACCAAGCGAGAAUUGGACAACAUUAAUGAGUUUUAAUGCUCUUUUCAGGAUCUUCAAAGUUUCUUUAUAUAGAUUUCAUAUAAAAGAGGACAAGUGACUUUAUUUAGAAGAAGGGAGAAGCGCAAUAUAGUUGGAUUCUGACUAUAGGAGACAACUCUAUCCUAAAAGGAAAAAUAAAAAAUAAGGAAACAAGUAGUUGCUCAAUAUUGAGAAUAGUAUCUCUAUUCUAUCCCAUAUUUCACGGGACGCACCUGUCACUCCCCCACAGAAUGAUGCUGGGAGUGUUUCAACAAUAUUUUGGUGGAGAGAAAUUUAUGAUGAUCGGUUGUCAGACAUUUCAUGAGGAUAUCAACAGUCUGCCUCUUAGACAGUAUGUUUUUUUUUUGGAGGUCUACAGUGACACCGUGAUGAUAGGACCUGCUUUCUUAUGAUAAAGAUAUAAUUUUUCUUUAUCAUCUCUCGCAAGAUGUCUUUGUUUCUAACAAAAAUACAAAUGCAUAUUUCUACUAUCUUCUAUUCCACGAUGCUCCUUAGAAAUGAAUGUCACCUCACUGCUAUUUAUCUCUGUCAUCAUAUCCAACAUUCUUUGUGGUAUUAUCCAUUGUUCUUCCUGAAGUAUCUCGUGAAAAGUUUCCUCCAAAUUCAGAAUUGGUUUCCAAUUCAUUAGAGUUCCACGAAUAGUUUAGACUCUGGUUGGAUUCCUUUAAAAACUGAUCUCUAUUUUUCUCUUGUUACCCUUGUGCCACUUAUAAUGCUAAAUUUGGAAAUAAUAUCGUAAAAGAUAAAACUACACUCAAGCCGUAAGUUCAUGAAACCAAAAUAGUAUCCUUGCGUGUUUUUCCUUCCAUAAUUAUACUCAUUAAUUUUAAUUCGAAGAUUGGACUUUCUAGUGUCAUUAUCUUAAUGAUAUACUCGCUUCAAGAAAUUUCACAUGCUUCUGUGCUUAUUAUCCAGCUCAUUAUCUUUGCAUUAUUUUUCUUCCUAGUUAAGUUCUUGAGUUUCUUUAGGUAUUUCUUUACUCCCAUUAUCUUUGCAGCUAGUUUAGGUAUAAUAGUUGUUCUUUUUUGAACAUCCAUGAAUGUCUAUAGGAGAGGACAGGAAAAAAUGUAGAUAUAGCAUUUGAUUGAAUGGCAACAAGAGCUUACUUUCUUGGGGAAGAUGUUCCUUCAAGUUUAGCGGCUACCAAGAUAACCUAAGACCUAAUCUCCUCAACGAGAUUCGAAAUUGCAAGAAACUCUAGACUCCACACUCUCAUACUAAGACAAGAUGAGAGAGGACCAAGAGAGAAUGCGACAACAUGAAUGAGUUGUAAUGUUCUAUCUAUAAGGAAUUUCGGAGACUCUUUAUGUAAAAGAAGGAAAAUGAAUAUUUACAAAGAAAGACAAUGACAUAAUAUAAUUCUAUCCUCACCAUGGGAUACAACUCUAUCCAAAUAAGAAACACUAUUUGCAAGGAAAAAAAUAGUUGCUCAAUAUUGAGAACAGUGCAUCUCUAUUCUCAUUUUAACUUGCCUUAGCAAUAUGAUCUCUAUUUAUAAUCAACGCCUUAUGCUAUAUUUCAUAGUCAUCUUGUGUAUCACUUAUGUUGCCUUCCUUUUUAUCUCGUAAGAAAAUGACAAUCACAUACUCCUUUGAAGAUUCAUAGGUUUUAGGCAUGCAUAUCUUUCUUUAUGUAUCACUUUCUUAGUUCUAUCUCGUUCUAAUGCAUUUGUAGAGUGAAGAUUCUUAAAAUGAUUUUUUUUCGUACGACUAUUUAUUUCCCUAGUGGAAUGUACUUGUAUUUUGAAAGAAAACUAUGAUGUUUGUAUGGCAUGUAAUCUGAGUGGGGAUAAUGGUACGUAACUGAUGGAAAUAAAUAAAAACUUAUCAAGAGACAAUAAUCAUACAAUGACACGAGAUUUAUAAUAGUUUUGUCGAAUCCAAGAAUGCUACAUUCCUUGAUUCCACGUUAGAAAUUGCACUAGAUUAGUACAAUAUAGGGAAUGAAGUUCCUAAACGUAUUAAUAAAACUUUUUCUGUAGCUAAGACGUCCACAAUAAUAAUGUGGUGAAAGAAAUUAAUACAAAAAAUUACGCAUUAAUCUAGUAAUAAUUGAGAAGUUAAUUUUUAGUGUGAAGAAAGCUUUAACAAAUGUCGAAAAGAUUUUAUCCAUGCUAAGAGGCUUGAUUAUCAAUCUGCACUUGAGAACAGAUUCGAAUCCUUAGGGCAAUAGGGAGCUUGAGUCUUGUUUCAUUUCUCAUUCUUGUGGGUUAGCAGCUUCUAUCUUCUAUGGUUAUUGACUGCUCGGUUUACUCAGAAUAUAUUUAGGUUUUUGUUUGGGGUCAACACUAUGUAUCUUGGAUUAUUGUUUAGAAGAUUACUUGCCAACUCAUGCCCAUGGGAUGCUGAUAUGUUCUCUUAUUCUGUAAUUUUUGGCCACUGUCUCAACUAUUUGUAUCUAUGUUGCUGUUUUUGCAGAAGGUGUAAACAAUUAGGUUGACUUUCAGUUCAGACAAUGACUAAAGCAUAAGAGAUACAUUUAGCUUUGAUGGCGUGGAAUCAAAAAUAAUUUGUCACAUUAAAUUCCUCUUUGGAUGAGGGUUGGAGACUCAACAAACUACAUCUUGGCUCUACUAAGUUUAGAAAGUCUAGAAAAAGUAACAUUUUUCCAUAGCCCUAGAUUAUAUUCUCGUGAUUUGUUUCUGGAUAAUUACACCGGAUUUUUUUUUUGGACAAUUAUAUCCUUAAUGAUAUAAUUGGUACAAUACACUCCCAUCUUCGCUUGCAAGGCCAAUAUUCCAAAAUUUGUAGUAACCUAGUGGUAAAGUUUCUUCUGUUGUGUGAAUUACAUACUGCCUUUAACAAUGAACUUUCAAAAAGCCAUUUACACUUCGUGCUUCUGAUCCUCUUGAGGUCUUAUCUGGUUUCUUCUUUGGCAAUCCCUAGGUUCCAAAAAUGAAGUCGUAUAUCAGUGAUCCAGAAGACUUGAAGCAAGACUCUUUAUACCAAGAAACAUGGGAUGACAUGGUUAUCAAUGUAUGUAGGUAAAUUUUUGCUGAUGGUACAGUCUCUAAGGGUUAUGCACUUCAAAAUUUUGCCUCCUAAAAUGCUGAUUCAAUUAAAUUUCAAUUAUAUACCUCUUAUAACAAGUUUCCAUUUCUUGAAAUGGGAUUCUCCACUUUUAAUUGAUUUAUAUCUUUUUUCGAUUUUACUGAGUUAUGUUAGAUAUUGCCUCUGUAUUGUUUUUAUUUCAUAUUCUGGAGAACCUAAACUGCCGCUGUUUUAGAAGGUUUGAACUUUAUGUAUUUCAUUUUUUAGAAUUGACAAGUAUGCUUGGCAGUUCCUUGCAGAGUCUUUGGAUAUUGCUCAAGAUAUGGAAUGUGUCACUCAGCUGGGAAACUCAUUUACAAGUCAGUAUGAUCUGUAUUCCGUGGAUGAUGAACACUCUGCAUUACUUCACAGGUAGUGCGGUUGCAGUGUCGGUCACUGAUUUCAUAAAUCUCCAAUUAAAGUGAUUUUUAUUUUAAGGUGUUUCAGUCAACUAAUAAAAUUGAAUUAACAUUUUUUUUAGAAUAAGAAUAUUUCGAUGGACUAAGAAUGGUUUUCUCUCUUUAAUUGCUAUUGAAUAUGCUAGUUGAUUUUUCAAUUAGAGAGUUUGGUUGACUAUUUUAUGCAUUUCAUCAUUAUCAUAAUAUCUUGUGCCCUGAAUCUGGGAUUGAUCUAGAUUUCAGUGGCUGACAACAACUGUUUGUAGUUUGCCUCGUUUUCAGCAUGGUACCAUUUUCCUCUCCAAGAUCUGGAUGAGGAUAACUAGCCAACUGGCAGUGGCUUGAUGUUGAUAGGAGAUUCCCGAAACUCCUGGCAGACGAUGGUUACCUUUUGGAGGGCCAGUGGUGAUGACAGCAUCUAGGAUAAAAUAACCAUUGAUUAGGGAAAAAAAAUGAAACACUGAAGAUUACAUUGUAAGAUGUAAUGGAAAAGGAGAAGAAGGGAAAGGCAAGAAAAAGCUAACCCUUAAUAAAGGAUUGUAAUUUAUGUGACAUGUACACUGAGUGUUAUUGAGCCUUUGGUUCAAUAUAAUAGGUUCAUCUUCAAACUGAGAUCCAUCAGAUAAAUCCUCGGUGCUCAAUUAUUCCUACUGAGAACUAAAUCUUCUCUGAUAUGAUUUAUUUUUGGUCUUCUCCCAUCAUCAUUAUCCGAGUUUUCGUACCUUUCCCUUGUUUUCAAGGACCUUCAACCUAGACGACUAGCUGUCUUUUGACUAUUGUAGUUAUGGAACUGGUUGCUUGCAUGGAGAUUCCACAUGUUUUAUCCUGAAGGAACAGUUCUGCAUCAAGUUAAUGGCAUUUUCCUAGUAUAAUAAGAUCUACAUUUUUGGCUCGUCACUUUGAUUCGGAAUGUCUACUCUAGACUGAUCCAUCAUAUCUCUGGCAUUUUGUGCGUGGUGGUGCUCUCUGGGAAAUUGUUCAUUUCUUUCAUCCCCUAUGUAUAUGCAGAACAAACUAUCACCAGCCUCAGUGAAUUAUAAUUUGUGUGGUCGAAUCAUAGAGUAGAAUUAGGAUCAAGAUACCCAUGAAAGGACCCUAAAUUACUCAAGUGAAGUUUGAAAAGUAGUGUUGUGUAUAGCAUAGCAUUAUGAUGAUGUCAAAGCCCAGGGUGUGAAUGAAACGUUCCUGCUUAUUUUCUUGGCUCCAGUCAAGAAUUUAUUACAUUCCUGGGAGGCUAUUAUGCUCCUCGUGAUGUUAUCUUUGAUGUCAGAUCAAAGAGUCAAAAAGAUCUCUAGUGAUGCGAAAUAACAGAUAAAAAAGUUACUUUUAUUAGACGGUUUCUUGUUUCCAUGGGCAACUUUGUUCCUGUAGAAACCAAGGUAGUACAGGCACUUACAGAAAGGCUCUACAAGAAAAUGCAGAAAGAAAAGGAAAAAAAACUGAACAAAAAACUUCAUUUGAAGGGAAGAAUUGCUAAACAGUCCGUACUUGAGUAUGCACGAGUUCCAGGCUAGUAUCAGUUAAGUUGUCAUCUACAUCUCUACCAUCAAAGUUCAUACGUAUUCCAGCAUCUGGUCUCUUCGUUUUAGUGGAAAUGACAGUCCAGUUUAGCAGCGGUAACGACCGCAGAUUAUAAAAAUAUUCCACUUAAAACGGAAGCAUGGUUUUUUAAUAGAAACAACCACUUUUUCCUGCAGCUCAAGGAACAUUUAGAGGGUUGCCUCUUUAGUAUGAGGAAAAGACCUUGCCAAGCCUAAACAUUGAAAGUAAGAUCAAUAGACAUUUGGGGCCAUUGACCAACACUAACAAAUGUCAGUGCUGGGUCAGGGUUUCUAUUGACAGGGGUGCGGGGGAGUAUUGCAGGAACUAAUCAACCCCUGAACAAUUUUGAUAGUCUUUCCAGAUGGAGUUUUGACACAAACCAUACAAGGAUAAACAAUUGGGAAAUUUGGUGAGUGAGUCAUAUGGUCGGUAGCUCUUGAAUCCAUUACCCAAGAGUCAGCAAAGGUUGUACCUGUGACAUUUAAUAUAAUAGAAGAUGAAAACUCACUUGAAUAAGCCAAUGGAUAAGAAUCUGUGAGUUUGUCCAGAUUGCCAAUGAAAGAUCUGAAUCUUUUAACUUCUUCUUGGUUGAGACCACCUGACUCCUUUGUUGGUGCUUCAUUCUGCUGUAUUGUCGUGACAUGAGCUGGACCAUUGUUCAUUAGCUGUUCUCUUAUCUAUCCCCAUUCUUGACUUCUCUUCAUGAUAUGAUGCGGCUUCUUACAAUAAGUGUACCAUAAGCUAUCCUUUUGGUCACUAUUCUGGGUGAUCAAUUGUCUUGGUUUUUCACUGUCAACAACUUGUGUUCUCUCCAAAUUUGUGGCUGAAUUAUUGCCAUCUUUAGCCACCAUAGCUGACUUAUCUGUGCUUUUUGGUUUGAGCAUCAGGCCGCUUCUGCUUUCCUCUCCUUCAGUCAGUGCCACUACCUCAUUAAAGCCAUUAACCUCCUGCUUGCGAAGGAUCUGAAUUCUCACUUGAUCAAAUUCCGGAUUAGGUCCAACAAGAAAAUCAUAAACUCAAACUUGCUCAAUGAAAUCCUUCAUAAUAGCUGCAUCCUCAUGAUGUUUGGUUUUAAUCAUGGUCAAGUUCUUGCCAUAAAGCUUUCAACUGAUUAGCAUAUUCCAUAACUAUUUUACUUCCUUGUUUUGCAUCUUAACGUCAUACACUUGCGUUGCAUCUCUAGCUUUGGAAUAAGUCUGUUGGAUUGCAUCCCAAAUAUCCUUGGCUGUAGCUAAGAACAGACAUGUGUUGCUAAUCUCCAGUGUCAUAGAAUUCCAUAACUACGUCAUAAUCAUACGUAAUCUUCUUCAUCCCGUGCCUCAAACCAAGGAUCCCCUGGUUUCUUCCCUUUCUCUUUCAGCAUAGUGCGAACAAGUUGAAACCAUUUAAACUAGUUUUUUACAUCCUAUGCAGCUUGAACACUCUGCAACACUCCGUUUGUUGAAACCAUACGGACUCCUCCAAUUGUGUUGCAGUGAUCAUCUCUACAACCUCUGUCACCUGUAAGGCGUGAGUGGUAUGGACAGUUGUCUGAACUUUGAAAAACAACAAUGAAGACCAAUCCUGAACAGUCCUGAACCGCUGUUGACAAUGCAAAAAACAGGCGGCCCCUGAAAUAAUCAGCUGAUCCAAGAGCCUGAAAAGAAAAACAACAAAUCACCUCCUCCACACGUCACCAAGAUAUCCAAGAAUGAUUGCCGAAACAGCAUAUCCCUAGGGGAAACAAGAUAAGACACAGACGGAGAUUCCACUCGCUGCCUUGAGAUUGACAGAGAGCAGAGCAUGGGGAGGAUGAAAAAAAAUCAGAUUUACAAGCCUAAGUCCCUGAUACCUGGCACAAACCAAACAAGAAUCCGUGGGGAAAAUUUUCUGUCAUAUAAAUUCACAGAGCAAUUGCUGGUUAAAUAUAAUUACCCACUCAAAAACAUGAAAACUACCUAGGACGAAUUCCAUGAUUUAUAUGAUACUCAACCAAAUUAGGAAACUGACCAACAACCUAACCCUUCAUUAUACGUUUUUUUCCACAGAUAUCAUGGCACAAUUAAGAUGCAGUGAACUGCACUUUUGUUAUACUUACUAAUAUGACGAGUUGUGUCUCGAUGUUGACAUAUUGGUACCUUUUCAUUUUGAAUGAGUUCUUAUUCCUCUCUCUAGUCUCAUUUGUCUAGAUAAUUAUCCCUUGUAUCUCAUUAUUUUUCAGAAUUUUUUGUCAAUCUUGUUCUUUUCUGAACUGCAUAAUGGAUAAACAUUUGGAUGUCAGCUAGUUAUAGGCCAGAAGAUUUGAUUGAUUGAAAAUUCUUUUGAAUACUUGCAUGUGAAAUCCUUGAUAGGGUUAUACUUUUCAUUGAAUUUCUGGGUUGACAGCUUUCUUUUUUGCUUUUGCAGAUGCUUGGGGAUUCUUCUUCAAAAAGUUGAUGAUAGAGCAUUUGUACGUGACAAAAUAGAAGAUAUGUAUAAGCAUGCAAAUAUUUCAGUCCCAACAAAUAGACUUGGUCUAGCAAAGGGCAUGGGCUUGGUAAGUUGGAAUUGGAGUUGAGAAUAUGUGUAAAAUUUCUUUCCCUCAGGAAUCUAAUCUCUUGAGAUUCCCAGGUGGCAGCUUCACAUUUGGAUACUGUUUUAGAAAAGCUGAAAAGCAUUCUUGACAAUGUUGGACGUGGUAGGUUUCAAAGGUAUCUUCUUUUUUUACCUGUACUUUGAUUUUUCAUUUUUUCAUGUAAAUGAGGGUAUUAAAUUGAAAUAUGUAUAAUUAUGUUCUUAUACCAUUAUAUUCUACAAGCUUUUUCCCAUAUACUGAGGUUAAUUUUUCCAAGAACGUAGAACUCUAAAUUUUACUUGAGUCUGAUCAACCAGCAAUCUGUGGAGUAUUUACAGAAAGGCAGGUUAGAAAGAAAGCAAGAGGGGAUAAGGAACAGGUUUGUUUUUUAUAUAAUUUAAUAAAUAAAUCAGUAAUUUUAUCUCCAAGGGAGAGGGGUAACGAUUGUACACAAAAUGGGAAAGUUGACAAUUAAGUUUCUGAAGUGAGGUUCCUGUCAGGCACUCAACAGUGUUCUGUGUGGUGAAAGGGCAAUUAAAUGAUUUAAUCAGGGAACGGUUUGGACUUUUUCAAGGCUGGUGCAUGGGAUGGUAAGUCCAUUUGCAAGAGUGGUGCAUGCGACAUUAAAGGAAAGUUAGUGGUGAUAAGGAUCUGAAAAACUAUUCCUAAGUGAACUCUGAUGGAUCGCUACACUUCUGCCACUGGCUAAAUCAUGAACCCAUGGUGCUUCCUGUAAACCCAAUUCUCAUUUGCUUUGUGGCAUCCUUUCUUAGAGUGCUUACAUUUUUCCUUAAGUUGUUUAGAACUCUCCUAUACUAUAUGAUAAGCUAUACAUGUUACGGCGAAGGGUAUGAUACAGUUUUAGCUUUUGGCCACAAAAAAAGAGGGAUUAGACAGUGGAAGUAGUAGAUGUAAGACAGCGAAGAUGGGAAGUAUGUGGAAGAGGGCAGGAAGAAUUAUUUUUUGGAGGGAGAGAUGAGAAAAUAAAAGAGAAAACCAUGCAUUUGAAAUCAUUUUUAAUGACCUGCACAAGUUUGGCUUUAGACGCAAAUUACGAGGUUGAAAGGACUUACUAAUCCCCAUUUACCAUAGGUAGAAUUCAGUGGCUGGGUAGUUAUUGAGCUUAUGACUGAUCUUGAAUAAUACUGUCUUGGAAAUAAUCUUAUGGUACUGCACCGUUUAUCCGUUUGUACAGCUUUUUUCCCAAUACGUUAUUUUAAAUUACUGUUGUUCAUUGCAGUACCUGUUUCAUUGUCAAAUAUUCUAUGUGAUUACAAUUGGCGGUCCUGUAUUUCGAUUUUAGUAUAUAUAUAUAUAUAUAUAUAUAUAUGAUGAUAUUCAUUUGAUUUAUUUAACCAAAUAUUCAUCAUUUUUCACUAAUUUUCAUGCACUCAUAUCCAAUUUUUAUGGACUUUAUCAUAGGCAUCCUUGCCUCUUAUAGGACUUUUAUUAUUUGUUUCUGGAAGUCACCUGUUUUUCAAUUUAUGAAUAUGACGAUUUUGUCGCCAAACAAAUCAAGUUUGUUGUGAUGGAUAAUUCCUGGUUCCUGAAAUGAAAACUAUUUUUAUUUUUAUUUUUUGUUCCAUGUCCUUUCCACACCUGGAAAAAACCAGCAAUGAAUCAACGCUGGUACAGCAAUUCAUUAAUAAAAGUAUGCUAUUGUUUAUAGCUGGACGAUUCGCAUCUUGUUGUACAAUAUUAUUGAUUUGUUUGAUUCCCUAAUAUGGUUUUUUUUAUAUGAUCAGAGGGGAACAGACUAAUGUUCUUGAGAUGAUAAUUAUGUUUCUUAUUACACCGAUAUCUGAGUUGUUUAUGAUUGGACCACAUAAGCAUUUAUAACAUAACAGUUGUUUUCUUUCUGAGUUUCACUCAUUCAUUUAUUGCAGGUUCUUUUCCUUCUUUUCUGGUGGUGCUAACACUGAAGAUGUUGAAGAUAUCCAUGCUGCUCUAGCUUUAAUGUAUGGGUAUGCAGCAAGAUAUGCUCCAUCCUCAGUCAUUGAAGCGAGAAUUGAUGCACUUGUGGUAUGAAAACAUUGUUUGAAUUAAGAUGCCUUUACCCAGCAACUACCAAAUUCCGGUUUGGAAACACUUUGUAUUAUUUGUUACAAAAAUAAAGUUUAAGGUUGCGGAUAAUUGUAUAAUCCGUAGUCGAAAAAUUCAGUUACAUAAGCAUUUAUUACUGAUAAGAUCAUAGUCCGUUUGACUUGCUGAAAAUUUCAACAAACCCUGAAAUGUGGCCUGUGACGCUUGAAUACAUCCCCUGACAAUUGAAAACUUUCCAGUAAUCUCUCUAAAUUUUGUUUCGACCAGUAACAAUAUAUGUAAUUUUUUUAGAAAGCCAUAUUUUCCGGUAUCGCAAGGUAACCAAUAAUUCAUCAUGCUGUGUCACUUGUAUACCUUUUUGCAAGUUCCUGAGGCCGAUCUAGUCUCCAACUCUGGAAUAAGUCCUCCAUAUACAUGAACCUUUGGGCCAUUGGCAUUGCUUAUGCUCUGGCAUAUCAGAGUAGGAGGUGAAUUGAGGUUCAGCUAACUCCUUGCCGUAGCCAUAAAGCUAGAUCCUGUUAACAAAUCCAGUGUGACCGUCCCACACUGAGAUAUGUCACUACAGUUUGACGGCCCUAUAUGCCAAAAAGUUGAGUUCAAUGGAGUUGAUAGUUUCCGACUUGGUUAACCAUCAAUCCUAAACUAGCAUUAAAGAAAUGAGGUUUCGAUGAGAAGAAGCUCCCUAAAUUCUACUGCUGUCAGUCCUUCGCUGCGCUGUAACAGUUGUGGCCCUCAAUAACCUCUGAACCAGUGAUCCAGCUACUUUCCCAUGCGGGGCUCUUUUGAAGAGUUCAGCGUACUUUGUGAAACUCACUUGAUGCGUCAUGUAGAACCUAAUGUUCAUAAAUGAUGGAUAAGUAUGAAGAUCAAUAACAUAAGUGGUGUGUCUCUAACCUGGUAUCUAUUUAGAAUUUGAGGCUUCUCUCAUUGCUUUGAGCCGAAACUAAUUCUAUCGGCAUUUAUUUGAUUUCCUCUGAAAUUGAUUUAAUGUGUACAGAGUUAGAUGGUAUGACUCUCGAGUACUCGUCUGUUAGAAUUCCUGACCAAUUUGUAGUUAAAUUUUUUUCCAUGCUAUUUUAUCAGUACUAAAUGGGAUUACUCUUUUUAACUUUAAAACGAAUCUAAUGGUCUUUUACCUUUCUGGCUGCCCUUUUAAGGUGAAUGAUAUUCAGGAAAAAAAUUAGAUUACCAAAACACUACCAAUUACACAUGAUUAACCAUCUUAUUAUUUGUAUAUUAUCAUUUUUCCUUGAACUAGACAUCAAAAAAAAUAAAUUAGAUCCAUCAUUAACAUGACAGAAAAUUGUUGUAGUUGUUGAAAAAAACUUAUCAUAUUGUUUAGAGGUGCACCUCAGAGUCAUUCAUUGAUCCCUUCCCUUGUUAUCCUCCUUUUCGUUCUUCUACUUCUCUCUCCUUGAUCACACUCCUACCUCUUUCCCUCUGUCACAUGUUCACGCUUUGAAGGGGUGUUUGACACUUCUGUCCAUGAGGCAUCCCAGUUUAAGCCUUCCAAAAUCUCAGAGAACUCGAAGUAGAGAUUUUCUUUUUUAUGCAUUUGCUUUCCUUCCUGCAUUGCCCUCACUUAUUAGGCACUCCUUUCCAUUCUAUCACAUGUUAAACUAGGUCUUUUGAAGGCAGCAUUAGGACACUUCUGGUCAUUAUUUCCAUCAUUCUAGUUGAUCUGUGUUAGCAAGCAGCAUUCUGGCAUGACCAUGAUAGGAAACUAGAGUUAACAGAACUCAUAUAGACUUAUUGAGACGUCGUGCACCUUAGCACUGAGGCAGAUUAUCAUGCUAUUUCCGGCACAAAAUCUAACCCCUUACUCAGCCUUGUCCUCUGUUGUGGAGAUCUGUUUGAUACAAUGCAGUUCAUUAGAUGGCCAUUGUGAGGUUUUUUAUCUUCAAUUGAUUAGGACCAACGUAUUCACCAUAUAGAUGUUGUGUAUGAUGUCUUGAAACCUUUAUAUCUUCUUAUUAUUUUUUAUUACUCUCACCACAAAUGAUCCCUUGUAUCACUGCAAGCAUCAUCUUCAACCAUCAUUUUCAGUUUAGGUAGGAUAUGCAUCCAUUCAUGAUUGAUCAAACUUAGGGCAUGAAUAUUGAAAUGGAUCUGCACAUGAUCUCUGUGAGACGUCACUGCUUUUCUUUGGAUUAUUAAAGUCCUGACUGAAUGAAAAGGUCUUUAUUCUUACUGUAUGGAUAAUUUCUUCUGUUAGUUUGUUUACUUGGGACUUUAAUCACUUGUACAUUUUUUAUUGGCUAUCUAGGGGACAAAUAUGCUAUCACGAUUACUUCAUGUACAGCAUCCUACAGCAAAGCAAGCUGUCAUUACUGCAAUCGACUUGCUAGGUACCUAUAAGAAAUUUUUUGAUAGGAGACUUGCUUCUGAAGUUGCAGAAUUUUUAGUGGAAACUAUAUUUGUCUUUCAAAUUAGCUUACUUGUAUGUGUUUAGGGCGUCAGGCUACAUCUGGAGUGACUAUCAAAAUGCUCAGGGGCGAUUAGUUCUCACAGCACCCCUCCCCCCCCCCAACUUCCGCCCCCAAUUCCCUUCAUUAGCAGAAAACCUGAUCCAACAAUGACUUCUGUUUAUGUUGUUCAAUGAUCCCAAAUAUCCAUUGAUGUUACUUUCAAUGCUUAGGCUCGGGAAGGUCUUUUCCUCAAAAGAGGCAUCCCUCUGAAUGUCCCUUGAGCUGCAGGAAAAUAGUGGUUGUUUCUAUAAAAAGAACAUGCUUCCGUUUAAAGUGGAAUAUUUUUAUAAUCUGUCUUGUGCAGGUAAUGCGGUCAUUAACGCUGCUGAAACUGGACUGUCAUUUCCACUAAAACGAAGGGACCAGAUGCUGGAAUACGUAUUAACUUUGAUGGGUAGAGAUGUAGAUGACAACUUAACUGAUACUACCCUGGAACUCCUGCAUACUCAGGUAUGCACUGUUUAGCAAUGCUUCCCUUCAAAUGAUGUUUGUCAAUUGUUUCUCAUAAAAUCCUGUAUUUUAUUGUAGAGCCUUGCUUUAAGUGCUUGUACAACCUUGGUUUCUAUAGAGCCAAAGCUACCGAUGGAAACAAGAAACCGUGUAAUGAAGGUAACUUUUUAUCUGUCAUUUUACAUUGCUAGCGAUCCUUUUGACUCUUUGUCCUGUAUAAUGGGUUAACACUUUGUCAGGCUACCCUUGGUUUCUUUGCCUUACCAAAUGAACCGUCAGACAUUGUUGAUCCUCUUAUUGACAACCUUAUUACUCUUUUAUGCGCUAUUCUUGUUACCAGGUACGGUUUCUAUCACAUUUUAUGAUUUAUCAUAUUUAUCCUUUAAUACUUCCUCAAACUAUGUUGCUAAAUGUAUGCUUGUUUAGUAUUUAUGCUCAUGAGAUAGUGUGCACUUUUUAGUCUAUGCAUAGUAAUACAGAAUUCUAAAUACUUUGAUCUAGGAUCCUUUUUUCUGUUUAUCCUGUUUAAAUCCCUCCUUGCUUAUAAACUUAACAUGGCAUGUGUAGUGGUGAAGAUGGACGCAGUCGUGCAGAACAGCUACUACAUAUUCUUAGACAAGUGGAUCAAUUUGUCUCAUCUUCUGUAGAGCAUCAGAGGAGAAGAGGUUGUGUUGCUGUAUAUGAGACACUACAGAAGUUUCGGACUCUUUGUUCUAGUGGCUAUUAUGGACAAGGACAUCCAUCAGUUUCUAUACACAACAAGCAGACUGAACGAGCAUUUCAGAGAAAGUUUUCUAAUUUACCAUGUAAUUCCCGUGUUAAAGUUUUGUUAUGUUUUCCUACGUGCUCUUUUAUUCUCACCACUUCAUUUUCCUCCUAUUUUUCUAGCUGCAUUUGUAUUGCCUAGUCGUGAUUCCUUGAGCCUUGGGGAACGGGUCGUAUCCUACCUUCCACGUUGUGCAGACCCCAGUACUGAAGUUAGAAAGAUUGCUGUUCAGGUUUGUUGCUGAAAAGAAAAAAUACGUUUUUAGGUCUAUAUCAUCAUUCUUUUCAAAAAUUUUGCAAGGGCAAAUAGCUUUCUUAACUUCCAUAUUUCUUUAGCCAUUUCAAGGAAAAUGUAAAUACACCAGCGUUUUUUCUUUUUGUAGAUUGUUGCUCUGUUCUUCAGUAUAGCUCUAUCACUUCCAAGACUUUUGGGAGCCAAGACCUCUGCUGAUGUGGAUCUAGAAGUGUCAUACAAUGCUUUAAGCUCCUUAGAAGAUGUGGUUUCCAUUUUAAGAAGAGUUAGCAACCUAUUCCAUCUUUGCAUUCUCGUUAUUUGUUAUCUCGUGUUCUGAAAAUUAGCAGGUUGAUGAUUGAUUGUGUAUGGAGUUAAUUUGUCUCUAUGUUUCUACAGGAUGCUUCUAUUGAUCAAUCUGAAGUAUUUAAUAGAGUAAUUUCGUCUGUUUGUACUUUAUUAACAAAAGAUGAGGUAAAUUUAUGUUUCUUUUUAUGAAGCAAAUACAGUACUUUCGUCUCGAAUUGGCAGUUAUUCAACUGGUUAACCAAUUACUAUAAUUUUUUAAUCGAUUUAACUGAAUUUUGGGGUUUAUGGAACAGCUUGUUAUCUCAUUGCACGCAUCCAGCAAUGCGAUAUGUGAUAAGAUUAAGCAGUCAGCUGAAGGUACUAUACAAGCUGUCACUGAGUUCAUUUCUAGGAGAGGAAAUGAAUUGAAUCAGAAUGAGGUGUCUAGGUUCGAACUUUUAACUCGAUACUUACCUUCUUUCAUUACUUGGGUAUUUUUUUCUUAUACAAUUUAUGGUGUCAUCGCUUCAGAACCGCCCAAUCUUUGCUCGCUGCCACAAUGCUUGUAAUUGACAGGCACUCACGUCAAGAAGUUCUAAAUGCAGUAUCCUGAAAUAUAUUUUAAUUCAUUCAAACUCUUAGCUACCAAAUGGCGUGUGUUUAUUAUCAAAAUUGGCUUGCGUCCCUCGGCAGCUUUCUUAACACUUCAAGAUAUCGUGUCUGGCAGAGGAUACCGAUUCCAGUGUUGUUUUCAAUGAAGUUUUGGCUGCUGCAGGACGGGAUGCUGUUACGAAAGAUAUAUCUAGGUUGAGAGGCGGUUGGUUAAUGCAGGAUGCAUUUUAUGUGAGUUUGAACUUUCUCUUGACCUAAUAUUCUCAAUAAUUUAUCCUCAUUUUCUGUAAGUUUUCAGCUCUCUCAGUCAUUUUAGGUUUCCCUGAUGGUUGACUUUUAUAUAUCUACAUGAAAAUUCAUCAUGUCCUGAUGGGUCAUCAGAUUGUGCACAAACUACGGAGUCAGAACAGUCACCCGCUUCUGGGUAUACCAUGGCAACUUCCAACAUCCUAAGGACAGUGAAGCCAGCAACCAUGCACAUGGAUGGAUCAAAAGAAAUGGUGGAUUAAAAUCAGAACUGAGUCAUAAUCAUCGGGGACGAUAUUUGACAGCUUGCAUCAUCAUCUUAACUGAGAAACGUAGGAGGAAAAAGUGAUUUACAGCGGAUUCCUCUUUAAAGUGAUGAUGAUGUAUAAGGCAGUACUAUCUCUCGUCAGUAUGUUCAAUCAAUGAGCACCAGUCGACGCCUACAGAAAUAUUCCUCACUUGAUUACCAACUGUCGACACAGUUACGGUUGCUAUUACCACAUCUCAAAUAUCCACGAAAAAAGCACCAUAACCAGUUUAUCAAAACUUUAAUUGCAUGGGCAUUCUCAAGGCUUCAGGAAAGAGGAGAAUUCUCCAAUUUUUUAUAACUUUCUUAAGCCAUCUCAAACGUGGUCAUUGCUCUAGAAAAUGCUAUCUUUUGAAAUUAGGAUCUGAAUUGUUUUAUCCCCUGAUUUAAAAUCUAUUUUCUUUUUUGUCUCAUACCUUAUCAAAAUUAUGGCAGGCAUUUUCCCAACACACAGCACUUUCAAGUUUGUUUCUGGAACAUGUUGUAUCUGUCCUUAAUCAAAUGCCCGUAGCAAAAAUCAGUCCAGAUAAAGGAGAAAGUCAUUCCUCCGACCUAUCUAUUGAAGAGGACAUUCAGCAAGCAGCCGUUCUUGCUUUAACUGCAUUCUUCAGGUUGGAUAAUGAUGUGAUUUUCAUCAUUGUCUAUUUAGAGUUGAUAUCCUAUGUCUUAUGACUGCAUCAUUUAGAAAUUUCUGUGUUUUUACUGUGGGUUUUGUAGAGGUGGCGGGAAGACCGGUAAGAGAGCAGUGGAACAGCGUUAUGCUGCUGUUCUCUCUGCACUCAUACUUCAGUUAGGAAGUUGUCAUGGCCUUGCUCUGUCUGGAAGCCAAGAACCUUUAAGGUAAACUUAACUUAUCCCCCCGAAAUUAUUAGUUACAAGAUAAUUCUGUUUCAACUGCGUUUUUGUUUUUCAGGAUCCUGUUAGGUGCAUUCCAGUCAUUCUGUGAAUGUGUUGGCGAUCUUGAAAUGGGAAAGGUUAUUUCUCGGAAUAUUCUCUCGUUAACAAGGAGUUCAGUUCCGAUGGAAUCUUAAUAUUCAAUUUAUUCAGUAUUGAAUUAAAUUUUCAGAUUUUGGCUCGAGACAGUGGACAAAUCAUUGGCGAGAAAUGGAUCGACCUUAUUGGCGAGCUGGCAUGCUGUAUCUCUAUGAAGAGACCCAAAGAGGUAACCAAUAACCUGUGGCCGUCAUGCUUGACCGAUGAUUAUGGCAAUCAUUCAAUCAACCAGGGUUUUGCUUAGGACCACAUGGUUUAGUUCCAAUGUUUAACACAUGAUUUUUGUAACCAAUGUUGACCCUGAUGCCAUCUUCUGAGGAAUAAGAACUCGAUAGGAUCCAUUAGAUAUCCUUAUCUUUGGAAACUAGUAGUUGAAUGUGCAAGUGUGAUGUACCUUUCCAACAACUUAUCACCCUUUUCUAGGUGCCAAAAGAAGAAUAAAGAAAGAUUUGCAUCACUAGUUUCUAGCACUUAACUGCUUGAGCCUUUGGCAAUCAAUCUGAGUUCCACAUGGAAAUGAACAAAGUGAUGUGUCAGAUACAAAUUGAGUAACAUGUUUUUCCAAAAAAAAUUUAGGUUUGUUGUCAAACGGCACGUUCCCACAAUGAUUUGAUCAUCUCAUUGAUUUGUGGACUUGCUUUCCUGGGUCAAUCAACCAUAAUCAAAGCUGACGUCAGAGAGUAUGUUUAUACUACCACGUUGUGCAUUGUUUGCACAAUUCUCAUUUUCUUCAUAGUUAUACCGGAAGCUACAUUUUUUGGGGAUUGCCACAGACUGGUGCUUCUUGUCAAAGCUUUUAAGGUUGACCAUGUAGGUGAUUAAUAUCCUUUUCUUGACCAGGUAAGGUAUACAUCAUACACUAGCGUUAGAAGAGUUUUUUUCCUCAGUGAACCCUGUCACCCAUCCUGCUAUCUUUCCAUUAAACAAAGAUUUUCUGUCUGACCUUGAGUCUGGCCAAAUCUGAUUGUAGGAAGCCUGAUCUAUCAAACUAGGCACGUGAUGACUGUUUAAUCUCAUACAGUGCCUCCUUCAAUCAACUUUUGAUCUUUAUCAAGCCCUGGUGGAGAUGCAUAUACUUCUCCUCUAUGAAAUCUUCAUUCAUGAUAGAGCUCUUGACAUCAAGUCAUUACCGAGUCCAAGAAAAUGACUCCCAAAGGACGACAUUAGUCUUAUUGACUUAAAUUUCACCACUAUUACGACAGUCUUUUUGUUAUCAUAUCAUUUUCUGGUCUACGUUAGUCCUCAGGUCAUAAACCUUGUGUUACGGUACCCCACAACACUAUCAACGUCAUAUUUGAUGUUUUACACCUACUUAGAGCAUAAUAACUUCUCUUCAGGACAUACAACAUUAUUGAUUAUCAUCACAGAUUGUUAUGAGAUGUAUGUAUAGAAAUGAAUGUCAUUUUUUAGCAAAAAAAGUAAUUAGUAGGUGAAAGUCAAGAAUAAAAAAAAUGUUUCGCCAAUGGGAUCUGUUACGAACCUCCUAAAAAAAUGUACACCCUAAUUCUACCUUAGAAGUGGCUCCACUCACAGAAUUUACAUUAUUCUAUGGUGGUCCCCCCCCUCAACAUGGGGGUCUAGGUCGUCUUGUGCAGAAGACAGUUAGCUUCGUAACAGGAUCCUUCAUACACGCUCACACAUUGUGGCAGACGAUAGGAAGACGAAAGAUUGGAUGCACUGUUAGGAUUUAGUGAAGCCAUGGUAUCUUCACUUGAUGAUUCAGCACUCUCUUUCGUUCGGUAAUUUGUAAGAGCCUCUUUUACAGUUUACUUCAUCUAAAAGUACAUAGCACUUUCUCAAUAUCCUUUUGUUAAAGUGUAGAAUGAUCAUAUGAGGAUUAGUUGAAGAGAACACGGGGAUAAGACGUGAUGAUUGAUCGGGUGGAUUGCCUCCUCUAAGAAUGAGAUUGGUGGUGAACGUAAGACUUAAACUCAAAUGACGUCACAUCCUUUAAAACAUAUUUUUUUCUCAAUUAUUAGUUCAAAACAUUUAUACCCUUUUUGAGUAGGAGAAUACGUAUGAAAUUCAUCACGAACAGCUCUUGUGUUUACCUUGGGCGAGCUGAGUCAUAGACAACGGAUAAAACCGAUAACCUGCUAUGUAAAGUGGAAGAGACAUGAGAGAAAUAAAUGAAUAACAAGGGGCAUGUUCCAAAGAUCCCCAAGAAGGCAUGUUGCUAAUAAUAUGACAUUAUGAAAGAGUUGUCUCGGCCUAAACCUUUUAAGAAAAUGAUGUUGAAAUAGAAAAAUAUGAAAAGUCAUAAAUGUAUAGUUUUUCCUUCUCCACCACAAUUUUUUUUCUGAGUACAGAAUUAAGAUGGCUAGUGAAAAAUAUCCCGAUCUAAGAAAACGUCAAGGAGCCUCUCAAAGUACUCUCAAACACUAUUGGAACAAAGGACUUCGACAAUAUUUUGGUAAAAUGGCACUUUUUAGGUUUUUGAGUGUCAAUUUUUUUCUGUAUCUGCCAUUCAAACAAGAUUUAUGCUCCAAUGUUUGACGACUAUUUCAAUAUGUCCAAUUAUCUUACUUGUUUUGAAUGAAAUUAUAACAUUCUACACUACCAUUUAGUGUUUCCCAUCUUUUUUGUUGCAACUCAGUUCGUUUUCGUGGUCCAAUUUCUUAGGUUCUGCCAAUAUGUACGAUCCUAUGUGCAGCUUUAAAUCGACAUCUGCAGUUUCAGAGGGAGGCUGCAGCUGCAGCGUUGUCAAAAUUCAUUUCUGACAGGUUGGUUAAGAUCUUUCUGCUACCAUUAAUGAUUUAGGUUGUAGCUUAAUUUCCUAACUCCUAACGGGAAGAACUAUUUAACAACAAUCAUGUUCAAGAAUAAAGAUACUGCUACCAGAAUUGGUGGUUUCAUAGUUUCGUACAGUGAUCGGUGAAGACAACAGAUUUAGUGUUGUUGAACGUUAUCUUACAAAAGAUCUUAUCAUUGCACGCAGUAUAUGAUUAACUUUUGAGACGGUUGUGAUCUUUUUGAUAGUUGUGAAAUCGUGUAUUCAUCCUCGUGCUACCAUAGGAAAUGAUCAGGCUGAUUCUUGCUUCGUCCAAGUCAUUUCUUGGCCGUAUUUGAACGUCACUCUUUGAGAAUUAAAUUAAUCUAUUUAUCUCUGCCGUCUGGUAAUUGAUAUAGAGCCCUUUCCAAUAAUAUUUCUCCAGCACUUGUAGAUAAUGGAUUUUAGAAUUUACGUUUUCCAUGUUCUUUUUAAGAGGACUCGCAUUUUAGAUGACAAUAUCUCUCAUCCACUUGUUUUUGCAGCGAUGGAAUAGCGUCCUUAUUGGAACAAAUGGUGGAAACAAUGUGCUUACAUGUUUCGGACGAAUCUCCUACUGUGAGGAGCUUGUGCCUUCGAGGACUCGUACAGGUUUCCGUUCUUGCCUUUUUAAGUUCCUAAUUUUUGUGUUUCAUUCCUUGAGUAAUACUCUUUGAUGCUUAUGUGUUCCUUCUUUUCAUUUGUCAUUUACAAUCAAAUUCAAUCAACCGUAAGCUGUAACUUAUCAGCUGAGUAAAUGAGAAUCCAGUUUGUACCCUCAGGAUUUAGAUAUGAGUAACCACCAACCCAGGAGUUUGCUGAUUUGCUGCAAAUUAGCAGCUAUUAGGACCUCCAGUGACCAAAGAUAUCCACGAAAUCUUGUUCGCCUGCGGAGAUGCUGAAACCUACCUCUCGUGCUAUCAAAGAUGGGGUAUCAUUGUUGUUAACAUCCAACGGUAUAUGGCAGAAGUAUGGAUGUGGACAUGAAAGAUUUCGUAUUACCAUGGACCCGGGAUAUUUUGUAUACGCUAAAACUCUAUAACAAGUGAUGUAGGACUAAAAGACAUUUGGUACCUGUAAGUUCUUAAAAGCGUGAGGUAGAAUCUAUUAUGUAAAUCUAGAAUUCAGGAUGCGUCCUGAUUCUCAAUGGUUUCCUUUAGGGAAGAUUGAGUUCUGUUCCCUGACUUCCUUUUGCCUGUAUUUUAUAAUAUUUCAUAAUUUUAUAAGUUUGUCCUUCCUCUGUCCAUCCUCACACAUUUAGUAUCAUAUGUGCUUAAUAAAGUGACAGAUAUGGAAAUUUCUGAUGCCUACCAUUUGUAGCAGAUACCAGAAGUGCGCAUGCCUCACUACAUUGCUCAAGUCCUUGGUGUGAUAGUAGCCUUGCUCGAAGACCCUGAUGAGUCAGUUCAACUAACUGCAGUACAGUGCUUGCAGAUGGUAAGCCCGGUUUUUAUAUAAUUGCUGAUAUGUCUGUUUCACCUGUCUCACCAAGGUUCGCAAAGGUUGAAGAGUUUUCGUAAUUACGUUGCUUCAUACUUUCGGUACAUAAUUUUUCCGAUAGGUUCUGAAGUCGUCUCCAAAAGAUGCUGUGGAUCCAGUUCUACCUAAUCUCUCUGUGCGACUGAGAAACCUCCAAGUAAGUCUCCUUUCUGCACAGGAUAUCCUGCGCUUGGUUCAGACUUUGAUGAAUUGUCAUAAGCAUUACUGAGCGUCUUUAUGUGGAUGAUUGGUUCAUCUUAAAAUCAUGUGUAAGAUAUGGAAACGAAGAAUCUACUCUAUAACCCGUGGAGAUUUGUCAUCAAGGUCAUUCAUUUGGUCCAUCUAUUAAUCAUUAGUUCAUUUAAUGCAUUUUUUAGCAUAUUCUACUUCAAAAUAUUAGGACGAAGACUGAAGCAUAUCUUAAGAGACGGUGUUACACAGCCUUUGGCAAAGCAAUUUCCCACGAUAUUUUUAUAGUAUCCGACUCAUAGAUAAUAGUGGAGACUUGUAGUAACAGUGGUGAUUGGGGUUCAAGGAUUUCUUCGUUUACUUAGAACUUACUGUUAAGCACACCUGAGAGGUCCACUCGAUACUUGAUUAUGAAUGGAAUUAAGGGUUUUGGGUUUAGGUUAAAUCUGUGUGCGCUAAAGAUUCCCUUGAAAAUGAAACAGAUUUUGUGAGUGCUUUUUACCUCAAGUUUCCCAAUUGUGAUCAGUUAGCCAUGUCGCUGAAGAAACCAGGGCCACGUGGCAUCGUUAUGAUAAAAAGGCGAAGAAUAACCCUACUGUAUAUGCCACAGUUCAGAUACAGCGUAGAGAGGGAGGUCCUCAGAUAGCACAGGGCUAGCCACUACCCAGGAACCAGAAAGGUACGGUGGAUGAUGCCCCGUGCAGAAACAUGUACCCCAUUUUAGUGCAGCUGAACUAUAGGAUCCUCAGUAGCAAGAAUCGAUUCUGGGAAAGGAUUAUGGUAUCCAUUUUUCAGCAUGUGCAGCCAUGGGCGUAGCUUUGGGGAUUUGUGAGGAGGGUUGGGGUGCACUUUCUUUGUCAUCCACGUCACUGUGAAGCGUAAGAAAUCAGUAUAAGGAUUACCCAUCACAACGCCCGUGAUCAUAUAAUGAUGAUUGGCUCUGGCUUGAGCAUGUUAUUCGAGAAGGUUAAUUACCUGAUUUCAGAAAAAAAAAACUUGCUUAUUCAAGGAAGACCACGGUGAUGCUUCAUUUGUUGCCGUGGGAAAAUGUUAUAAAUAAACCCUUUUUCUAUUUUUGGAUACGAGGAAACUUGUGGUUGAACAUUAGUUGAUGGAAUCUCUGAUUAUAUAUCAUUAACAGUCAGCAGCAGUUCAAGGACUUUUUUAGAUAAUAGAAAAAAUCUGAUUGUAGCAUGCGAUUUAUGCGUCAUUCCAUCUUCUCUUUAGAUAAGAUGUGCGGUUCAAGCCUUCCAUGAAAGUUCAAAUCAAAUAGAACGCAGGCUUCAUCAUUGAUCAACACCUGUCUGAUAAAAUAUUACGUUAAUGUCCAUUAAACAAAAUCAGUCAAUUUCACAGAUCAAAGCUGCAGAAGCAAACCUUGCCGAUAAAAAAUUCAUGGGUCUUGAUAAUAUUACUUUUCUCAUGACAGAAGUAGAUGCAUUAUAAGCCUGUGCAUAUAUAUUUGCUCUUAUUUUUUGUAAUCAUAGGUGUCACAGCAAUGGAUGACAAGAAAUCCAUAUCUGCAGCCAUGUUACUUGUCAUACCCUUUCUGUUUGCAUGUUUACGCUCGUACAGCAGCGUAUGGUCCUGUUUUUCAAAGCUGAGCCUUCACAUGAACCAGAAAUGCUAUAAAAAGUCAAUGUUGAUUUUUCUGCAUGGUUCACAAAAUACAGAUGAGCACGGAUGGGAAGAUGCGUUCUAAUGCGUUCUCCGCAUUUGGAGCGUUAAGUAACUACGGCAUUGGUGCAGAACGCGAUGCUUUUCUGGAGCAGGUACGCGCCUCUCUAAAUCCUCAAAUUCAGAUUAAUGUUUUUUUUUUUAACCAAAAGUCCAAUAUUCCCACCCAAUUUGGAAAUAAUAUUAUUAGCAUGAUCUAAUUUAGGAAAGUUGACUCAUUUCUCGCGCUAGCUUGGCUCAUGUUCUCUGAUGCUGGAUAGAAGCUUUUUGAUGGAUAUCACAAUCACCCAACUUCGGUGCUCUAUUGGCAUAAAAUAAAUCGUCAAAUUUACUGAAUACCAUCUGCUAUUAGUCAACCCCCGCCCCUUUUCCAAUAGCAUGCGAUUUGGUGCUCUAUUCACAUAAAAUAAAUCGUAAAAAUUUACUGAAUACCAUCUACUAUUAGUCAACGCCACCCCCCCCCACCCCCCCCUUUCCAACAGUAUGCGAUUCCGGCUGUUUUUGUGAGAAGCAGAGGUAAUCAUCGGUACAAUUUCGUCUCCAUCAAAACGACCUUUUAUCCCAGAUUAUGCAGUUUUCUUCGUAUCUUUAUCCGCCAUCAUCUCAUCCUCGUGUGCUGUGUUCUUGACUAUACAGGUCCAUGCUGCUCUUCCACGCCUGAUCCUCCAUGUUCACGAUGACGAUCUCACUGUUCGUCAAGCCUGCCGGGUACGAAACAUCACCUUCCCACACCUCACACUGACUCAUCUUUCUCUCAUCUGAAAAUAAAUAAAUAAAUAAAUAAAUAAAAAUCUGACUAACCUUCUUCCUUUCAAAGCAGAACGCGUUCAGGCAGCUUGCGUCCCUGAUGGAAGUGGACAGCCUGUGCGCCCUCGCCAACACUCACUCUUUUAACUCCGACCGCCGGUGUGUAUGCUCCCUUUUAAAGAAUAAACACGAUAUUUUCCGUAAGAACAUUAGAAAACUAACCUGCAUGGCGCAUGAAUUACUCAGAAGCGAGUACGAGAACUUCUUGAGGGCGCUAGCGAAGCAACUCUCGCACGUCUUUUCCACCAGAGCGAGCUCCUACUUGGCCUCUGUGAUCCAGGUCAGAUACCCCAUCGCAGAGAGUAGGGGAAGCGACUUGAAGAUGAUGGUGAGGAACUGAUGAUGGGAUGCUUUCCGAUGCAGGCAUAUGACGCACCAUGGCCGGUCAUCCAAGCCAACGCCGUUUACUUCUCCAGCUGCCUGCUCUCCCUCUUGGAUGAUCAGCGAGCAUCGGCUUCUUUUCUCCCCGAGGUAUUUUUGUCAAAAAAUAAAAAUAAAAAUAAAAAAUAGGGUAGCGUUUUUUUAGUAUUAUAGAUGAUCUAAGCAUCGGCUUCUUUUCUCCCCGCAGUAUUUUUCUCAAAAAAUAAAAUAAAAUAUAGAGUAGCCUUUUUUAAAAAAAAUUAUAGAUGAUCUAAGCAUCGGCUUCUUUUCUCCCCAGGGUAUUUUUGUCAGAAAAAAAAUAAAAAUAAAAAUAAAAAAUAGGGUAGUUUUUUAAAAAAAAAUUAUGGAUGGGCUUUCUGCAGGUGUUCGGAAUGCUGCUGGUGAAGUUGGGCCGGUCCCAAGACGCCAUCGUGCGGGCUACCUGCUCCUUCGCGCUGGGCUUCCUUCUGAAGGCGUCCAACCCCAAGACGUGGUCAUCUCCACAGCUCGACCGAGGGGAAUCCGCUCGAAGAUCUCCCGACGGAUCGUCCAAGUGA